UAUUUAGUUUCUUUUCGAUUAAAUUUGCUUACGUAUGCGGAUCUUUGUAUGUAUGCCAGUUACGUGAGAAUGAUGACAAUUUAACCGCGCUGAUUGUGAUGUGAGUGAUUGUGAUAAGCAUACACAUGAGCUUCUAACAGUUUUGUGAACUCCAUAAAGUGCCAUGGCCGAAAACGGAUACAAACCAGCUGUUUCUACGGCUCAAACAACUACUGUGAGCACGAUUGCUGUUCAAAGUGGUGACACAAACAUCGUCAUCGCAUUACUUAAAAGUGGAGAAUGGUUUCAUCUAAAGAUGCUCGAGGCAACACCCGCCUUAACCUCUCUUGGAGAUUCCUUAGAAGAAGCCACUCAGCUCCAAAAAACUCACGAAGAUGUCAUCAUGAAAAUUCAGAGCAAGCAAAGUCCAACAGAAGAAUUACUUAGAAAAGCAGACCAACUGAUAGCAUCUCAGCGACCUCGACCAGAAGUUUAUGCAGCAAUGGCGGAGUCCUUGAGCCAAGCGUGGGAAGACGUCAUCAAACACCUUAUGCGGCGGAGAGAUAUUUUAAAUCUAAAUGUCUCUUACCAAAGUCGAGCCAAAAUUUAUUUUGAAAGAGUACGAGCAUUAGAAUUACUUUGUAGCGGGUCACCGAUACCAGACAAUGUCGAAUUGAUACGAGAAAAUUUAGAGCAUUUACAAGAAGUGAAGCGUGCCAUGCUGGAGUCUCUAAUGUCGACACUUCAGGAAGGAGAAGUGAUGCUUGAAACCUUAAGAAUAGUGGCAAAUGAGAAAAAAGACUCCAGACCAGAUGGAACAAGAACUUCCUCUCUUCUAGCAAUAUCACAAGUGGAGCAUUGGAUAGAGCAGCUUCAUGACCAACGACACCUCAUUGAACAGAUCUGGGCACGAAGAAGAACUUUAUUGGAGCAGAGCCUUGCUCUAUCACUUUUAGCAACUGAUUUAACUUUAUUAGAAUCUCUUCUGUUUGAUCGACACGAAACUUUAAGCCGAUUGAAGAACAACCUUGGAAGCUCUGAGACUGAAGCAAAGUCCUUGUUAGAAUCUCUGCAAUCUUUGUUACCUGAAGCUAAAGAGCUUCAGGAGCAAAGUUUGAAAGUGUUGCGAGCGGGAGAGCAGUUACUCAUGGGUGGCCACCCUGUGAAUGCAGAUUCUUCAAAGCGCGGUUACAGCAUCCUCCAAUCAUCUGCAGAAUACAUUCAGGAAUUGCAAGGGAGAGAGGAGUUACUCAACCAAGCAAUUCAAUUUUAUCAAUCUGCAAAUAAUGUUUUUGCAGAGCUAGACAAACUACAAGUUGAAAUAGAUGUCCAAAGGCAAAUUGAUGUUUCAGUUAUUGAGAGGUUAAAUCAAACCACAAAUGAGGUAAUAGCGCAAGGACGGUUAAUAUUGAAAGAAGCUCCAGGUGCUGAGGGUAUCAAAAAAGUGUUAGAAGAAAUAGAAAAUCGCAAAGUAAACCUGAGCGUGUUAUAUCAAGAAGAGCAUAUCAAAAUUUCAGAAUUAUUAAAUAGUUUCCUAGAAAAGCAAAACGAGCUUUAUUCGUGGCUGAUAAAUGACCCGGAAACAUUUGUUAGAAAUAACAAAGAUGUUGGACAUAGUGACAUCGUUGCAAGGAACCAGCUCACGUCACAUUUACAGUUGCUAGAAGAAAUGCAGGGAAAAGGCUGUGAAAUAAAUUCACUGUUAAUGAGUUUGCCACACGACUUCCUGGAUCGUCUCAACUCAGAGCAAAAAUUAGAUGUCACAACAAAAAUUGAGGAGCUCCAUAAGCUUUGGGUUCAGCUGAAGAAUGUUCUUGAACGGCGUGUCUCACUUCUUUCAGCGUUCAUUCGAAUUUACAGCAAGAUACAAACUGUAUUAAGCGAGUUUGAUUCCCUGGAAAGUGAUAUCAAAGUUGAUGGAACAAUGGAUGAUGCAAAUUUCAGGACAUUGAGGGAGUAUUGGGCCACAACAGAGGCGCAUUUCCAAGAACUGCGUCAAGAGGAAACAAACUUCCGGCAAAUUGUAAACGAGAGCCGCAAUGUGUACCUCGAUGUGGACCAUGCUCAGCAACGCAUCGACGCCCUCAUCAAAGAACUCACCAGUCGCGAAACUCGCCUAAGCACCAUCUUCUCAACGAUCGAAGCACAGAUUUGCGAACACAGGAAGCGAAUAGGGGACCUCUGGCAGCAGAAUAUGGCAGACAGCAGCAAGACCAUGGACUGGGUUUCCAAACUUGAUAGUCAGCUUUACCCAAUUAUAAACGAAGAAACUACUACAUCGGAUGCUGUAGUAACUGAGAUUGAAAACAAGCUCAACGUUAUUUUGCCGGAAGUCAAACGAACUCAAUCGGAAAUCGAAGCAAGAAUCCAGACUGCUGAGGCUUUAGUUGGCAAAGGUGAGGCUCAGGAUGCAGUGCCACCUCGCUUACGAGAACUCAACGAGAAACUAUUGGCGAUUAUCUCUGAUUAUCAAAAUUUAGCAGAUAUGCUUAUUAAAUUCUUUAAAAACUUAUCUCAGGUAGAAGAAACAGUCAUAAAAUCUGAAUCAAACUACAACGCUGAUAGUAUAGAAAAUAAUUUAAAUGCUGUAGAUCUUGCAAUUGAUGAUCAUGAUAGCCUUAAACAAUCUAUAUCCGAGUGUUUUCGACAGUCUCAUUCAGAAAGCGUUAAAGUCAUCAAUCAAAUCAAGCAACAGGAACCAGAAAGUGCUGGUGAAAGGGACAUAUCGUGUAUUAGGCGUUUGCUGGACAUGAAACGAAGUAGCUGGGAACGGAAUUGGGCGGAGUACAAAGUUAAGCUUGAACAAAAACAGCAGCUGUGUCAAUUUGAUACAGAUCUGGCAAAUAUCAACCACCAUCUAGAUGAUUUAUCUAAACAGCUGAUCACCAUCCGUGGACAGUAUGGCGAAAGCCUCUCCUCAGCCAAAUCAACAUCUCUUGCAUUCCUGUACUUUGAGAAAACUGUGCAGCUUCUAGAACAACGUAUUGAAACAUUCAUCACUGCUGCUGAGGCUAUGCUCAAUAGCGGCGAAUGCAACUCAGACCAUAUCAAUGAGGAACUAGGCAAAUUAAAGAAAUCUAGGGAAGCAUUUUUAGAGGAAGUUAACAAAAGUAGGCAUUUAAUUGAUUUAAGUAUCCAGUAUUUCCAAUUAGUUGAGGAGGCGCAAGAGUGGUUCAGGGAAGGAAGUAAACUUCUAAUUAUGAUAGCACGGAAAACAUCAGAAGUAGAACGCCCUGAUGAAAUCAAUCAGUUACUAGAACAAAUAGAACUUUUCCUCAAGCCGGAAGAAGUUAGGCAAGAAGAGCGGCUUGAUAAAAUAUCUCAACUUGCAGCUCAAAUUUUUGGUGAAGAGAAACCCAGCACUGUAGAACAGAUGACCUCUGAAAGUCAGGAACUAGUUGAAUCAUUUCAGUCAGUCUGCAAAGAAUUGGAAGCUCUCGGAGACUCAUAUAGGAAAACUGAAGAAAUGAAAAUGGAAUUGGAUGAGACAGUACAGAAACCAUCUGAGAUCUCCGAAGAAAACGAGCAUUCUGAGCUUACCAUUCAGGAAGUUGAUGAGGAGGAAGAAAAAGAAAUUCAAGUCGAUCCUAUACAAGAGUCACCUCCAGACGAACGAAUAGAAGUACUUGAAAAACAGGAUAGAAAAUCACCCAGUCCUCCACCUCCUGAAAAAAAAGCAAAAUUCAACGAGGAGGAGAAGCUUGAACCUCCAGUUUUUACUGAACCUCUGGUGCCAUGUACCGUACAGGAAGGUGAAAAAUUCAUUCUAGAAUGCAGAAUUACCGGUAGUCCAACUCCUAAAAUUAAGUGGCUCAAAGAUAAUUUAUCGAUAGAAAAUAAUCCUGAUUACCUGACAAAAUUUGAAGAUGGUAUCUGCACUUUGACAAUAGAAGAAACAUUUGCUGAAGACUCAGCACAGUUCACAUGUGUUGCAACUAAUGAGGCAGGUUCCGUCUCAACAUCGGCUGUACUCUCUGUCACUGAGGUUCCAUCUGACGAGCACAUCUCUGCUCCUGAGUUUGUGAAGCCGCUCCAAAACACAGUAACAAAAGAGGGUGAAGAGCUAGAACUCUCAUGUCAAGUCACAGGCAACCCCCUACCAACUGUACAAUGGUACAAGGAUGACGUCUGUAUCGAUAACAGCUCCGACUAUGUAAUAUCUUACAAUAAUGGGGAAGCUAUUUUGAAGUUAGAAAAGACAACAGAGAAUGACUGCGGGAAGUAUUCAUGCAAAGCCAACAAUGCAUCAGGAUCGAGUUAUUCACAUGCAAGUGUCUCUGUUGAAAGUAAAGGAAGUGAAGAGGCAGUGAGCAAAGCACCAAGAUUUAUCAGCCCCCUCUCUAAUGUAAUGGCUCGUGCAGGCCAGAAGAUCAAGUUGGAGUGUGAAGUUGAAGGAGAGCCUCAUCCUGAGCUUAUUUGGAUACACAAUGAUAAAGUCAUCCCUGAGACAAGAGAUGUCCAGUUUUUCCAUGAUGGGAAUAAAGUUGGCCUAACCAUCAAUGAAGCAUUUCCAAAAGAUGCAGGUGUUUACAGAUUACUCGCCAAAAACACGAGUGGUGAAGCAUCCUGUUCUUGUACUGCUGCUGUGAAAGGAAUCCCUCCUCUAGAAACUUCUGAUUCCGAACUGGCUAGUGAUUCUGAGUUGGUGAAGCCAGUGAUAAAAAUGCCGCUGAAAGACGCGACUGUCGUUGAAGGAGAAAAAGCCCAGUUGGACUGUAUUAUUGUUGCUCAACCUGAGCCUGAGGUAAUCUGGUAUUUUGAAGGAAAACCUGUGAAAGAAUCGUCCGAUUUACAGUUGAUUUUUGCUGGUGACCGUUGUACUCUAGUCAUAGACCAUGUUAGUCAGGAAGACAGUGGUGAAUACGAAGUAGUUGCCAUUAACUCAGCUGGAGAAAUCUCAAGUUCCUGCUCACUAUCAGUUCAAAGUCCUGAGGUCAAAAUUAUCGAAGAACCACAAGGAUCUGAAAGCACUGAAACUAUCGAAGUAACAGAAACAGUUUUACCCAAAUUCAAUAAACUUUUAGACGAUAUCUUAACACGAGAGGGUGACUCAGUUUCUCUUGAAGUUUCAAUCUCUGCGCAGCCGGCCCCAACCGUCAGAUGGUAUCUGAACAAUGCUGAAAUAGCCCCAUCAAGCAGAGUCCAAAUUUCAGAAGAUGCAGAUGGCACCCACAAACUGUACAUCACCGAUGUUAAACCUGAGGAUAGAGGCGUCUACACAGUUAAAGCAAUCAACUCCUUAGGUGAAGUGAAGUGUUUUUCUCACCUGAUCGUGAAAGAAAAUACCACUCUGGACUCUAAACCAUCAUCAGACAUUCAGUUAGAGGAAAAAUUAUCCAUCCCUGCUUUUAUUGAAAUGUUCUCAGACAAAACUGUGCCUGUUGAAGGAUCUGUGAAGUUUGAAUGUAAAGUUGUCGGAAAACCAGCGCCAAAGAUAAAAUGGUAUUUCAACAAUGAACCUGUCUCUGGGAGUAACUUCUUAGUUUCAACAAGUGGUGAUCGCCAAAUCUUGACAAUUCCUGAAGUAAGGACAGAAGAUCAGGGUAAAAUUUCAUGUAUUGCAGAAAACGAGGCUGGUAAAACAUCAUGCGAUGCUCACCUCAUCGUCGAAGACAUCGGAAGAAGGCUGGAAUUGUUUCCGGCCCCAGGCCAAACAAUGGACACAUCCUCAGAGUCCUAUUCUUAUGAAAUGAAACGUUCGCUCUUCUCGGAAUCAUCAUCGAUCGAUGGCUGUGCUCCGACCCAACAGAUCCAAAGUUUUAAGUCUCUCAGUGAAAGUGGCAUGAAACAGUCCGGAAGUCAGCCUCCACUCACUAUGGAAUCAUUAGAAACUGAAGAAUACCAAAAUAUAAAUGGAAAAGAAUCACAUCAUCAAAGCACCAAGAGCUCAUCAAAUUUUGGUGGCAUCCUCGAAAAACACGAAAGCUAUCAAUCGAAUACAAAUCUCCCCAAUGCACUAUCUUUUCCGAAACCCAUUCGCAAACAAACAGCACCCAGGUUUGUUUCCACGCUGAUGGGAAAAAUUGUAGAUCAGGGAUCUAAUGUUGCCUUGGAAGGAAUCAUCGAUGGAUUCCCCUCACCAAACAUUAGUUGGAGUAAAAAUGGCGUGGAAGUGUACCCAAUCCCAGGUAAACUCACGAUCAGCUGGUCUUUAAACAAAGCAUCAUUGGAAAUCAGUGAUGUGAACCUUCAAGAUGCAGGGCGUUACACAUGCAAAGCAGAAAAUGAUCUCGGCUCCGCAACCUGUACUGCUGAUAUUGUUGUGAAAAAAAAUGUAUUUUCUCCAAUAAUCGGGCGCCGAUUACAAUCUCAAACAGUACCAACAAAUGAAAGAGUCAUUUUGGAGGUGGAGGUAACAGGACAGCCAGAACCAACAGUGACGUGGUACAAAGACAAUCUUGAAAUUCCAAAAUCAUCUGGAAUGUUCCGUUUUCGAAGCCAGGGAAAUUCCCAUGCUCUAAUCAUUGAUAAAGUGUCUUUUUCACACGGAGGCCAAUACACAGUGAAGACAAAGAAUGAAGCCGGCGAAUCUAGUAGCUCUGCUUCAGUGUAUGUCUUUGAGCCACCACCUUCAUCUGCUCCAAAUGAAACUGUCAUCGAAACCAAAUUAUCGGGUGACUGGUCUGCACCCAGCAGUACUAUCCAAUCAACAUGGCAAAACAGCAACGUUCAUCCCACGCAAAGUAUAGCAAAAUUUCAUGAAGAAUCAAAAUCCUCAUCUGCUCUGUCAGAAUCUGUCUUCGUUUCUGAGACGGUCAAAAGAGACAAGCAGGUUGUAAUCAAACUUAGCAAUGAAUCUCAGCCUUUAGCUCAAUUCACCUCUCCCUCCAAACCGAUUGAACCCACUCCAAUGUUCACCACGGCUGUAGAUCAUAAACCAAUCGAGAAACCAGACUUCAUGACAACAAGUUCUAACGCCACAGAGGAGACAACAAUCGAAGACCAAUCCAUUACGAAACGUAGUGCGUUAGACUUUUUCAAGAAUAUAAUCAAGGAAAAUGAAAAUGGGAGCUCUCAAGAAAAAUACGAGUCAAGCACUAAAAGUUUUAGCUCAUUUUCAGAACCGGUCAAAGAAACUCCGAAACCUUCCUUCAGUAGUAGUGUACCGGUUUUAACGAGCUUACCAUCGCCGUACGUAAAUAAAAGUUAUGAAAGUUUUUCUGAGUCUAGCUCAUCAUUUAUGAAACAGACAAAGACCAUCGAGCCUUUCCCGCAGGAGCUGAAGUUAGAACCUGGGCCACCUCCAGAAAUAGGAUACAUUCCAAAAGUCACCGCUCCAAGACCCAAACCAGAUAUGCUGAGCCGGGUGCGGAAAAUUGAAGAGUCGCAGAGAGAGCUAUCUCCAAUUGAAAUUCCAUCUGGUGGUGUGAAGAUUUUUCCAACAAUCAGCAGGAAAAAUAGCUCAGAGCUACAGCAAAAAUUUUCAGAACGAGUGGAACAGAAGUCAGUGCAAGCGUCAGCUUAUCAAAAGACACCUACUUAUCAGAACCCUCCAACUUACCAGAGUACAUUAGCAUACCAAAAUACCUCUGCUUAUCAGAGUCCACCAGCAUACCAGAGUAGCUCUGCCUUCCAAAGCACCGUAGCUUAUCAGAGUCCCCCAGCAUACCAAAGCAGUCCUGCGUAUCAGAGUUCCCCAAGCUAUCAAAGUACAUCAGCAUAUCAAACCACUCCUUUCUCUGAAAAUGUGCCCCCGAAAUCGUUUAAAACAGAAGAGAGGAAAGAGGUCAUAGAAGAGGCGUUUGUGAAGAAGAAAGUGGAGUUCAGUGGCAGUCAAGAUGCAACAUUUUUGCAACAAACUCAGCCUGCGCCAUUCCCGAAUGUAGAUCAGAAAGUUAAAGAUCAUUUACCAAUUCUACGGCCCCAAGCAGACAACAUCACUCUGAGGCCCUCAUCACCCAGACCAUCCGCAGAAGGUAUCUCAAUGGAAAAAUUAUGGUCUAGUAAACAUAAGGAAGAGAGUUCAACAGUCCUCGGAGAACCUAUCAUGAGGCCCGCGUCACCCAUCAAACGAACACCGUCACCUGUCAAAAGAACUCCAUCACCCAUCAAAAGAGCCUCUUCCCCAUAUCUAAGUCCAACGAAAGUGGCUCCCUUUUCUAAUUUUGCUAAUGCAAGCCCGCAGCCCUUCAAGUCUGCCGCCCCAGCCCCUUCAUACUUCAGUCCUCAGCCCCGCGCGGCAUCUCCUCCACCUGCAUUUCUUAGUCCUCAGUCUCAGAGAGUUUCCUCUCCCAUUCCUUCCUUUGUAUCAUCUCAGAUGUCUGCAUCUUGGUAUGGAUCAGAGUUGAAAAGAGCUGUUUCGCCACGUCCAUCUGCAGAGGGUGUCGCUAUGGAGAAAUUGUGGUCUCGGCCCCACAGUGCUGCUCCACUUAAGCCAACCUCGCCUGUGUUCCCAAAGCCAUUACCAUAUGAGACCAAAACCCCCAUCCAGACCAAACCGUUGAAGAAAACCUGGCCUCCUGCCAAGUCACCGCAAGAGGAAGUCACAGCGCCAUGGUCUAAUCGAGUUGUCGAACAGUCUUCGACUUGCGAAGCAAUACCAGGCGGUUACCGGGCCGAAUCAAAAAGUUUUUCCAGUGAGCAAACAAAGUCUGUGGGAAAACCGGCCUUUAGUUUAAGAGCCAAGUCAGUUACGCCCUCAUUUACAUCAGAAAAAAGAGAAAUGAUGUCUUCCUACUCAUCAUACAGUUCGUCCACAACUUACAAUUCCUCAGGAUCUACAAAUCAAACUAUUCAGCAUACGGAGCCAACACCACAGUCUGCAUUCCAACCUUUCCAUAGCCAGUCUCCUGCUGUGGUGGAAGAGAAGAUUCUGAAACCCUCUGAGGCAAAGAAAUCUUGGCCUCCAGGCAAGCCCUCUGAACCAGACUACGUUCCAAAAAAAUUUACCCCAAAACCUGUGAAAAUGUUCCAGCCUCCAGUGACAGAAGUCUCUUUGGAAGCGUUACACUUAGAACCUGGCCCUCCUCCAGUGUUAGCAUAUGCUGAGCCACCGCAAAACCUGCGUCGACAAUCUUAUGUGGAGGUUAUUGAAGAAGGACUUGAAAAAGACAUAGAGAAAGGUCCCAGCAAAUGUUUGCUAGGGGCUGUGCGCACCAUACCUCCGCCACCAAGCUCCAAAGAAACAGCAGAAAGUCAGAAAGAAAAUGUCCAUUCGUCCUAUCAGGAGUCAAGAUUCAGUGAAACCCACGACCAGAAAGUAGCUCCACCAUGGAUUGCUCACACUAAGAGACCAUUGUCCGUAGAGAUCCCUCCAAACCAGUUCUCAUACUCUGCCACAUCGCGGCAGUUGAGACCUGUGUCUUGUCAUGUGGACAGUUAUGCGGAGAUGUAUUCAGAGCAAAUGUAUAAGUCUAGUUCAACACAGUAUUCAGGCGCACUGACUAACUCACUUCAGCCGUCUUCUCCACCUGAGUAUUGCAACACCUUCUCCAGCACGACAAAAGUGGAGACAAAACCCAAGAAGUCGUUCCAAUCGGAUGGCUACAUGGCUGAUACUGAUGAGCCAAGACAUUUGUUGAAGCAGUCAAACUUUUCUGAAUCAAAUUGGCAGCAAAGAAAGUAUGCAACUUUGCCCGCUUCCACAAAAGCUUACAAGAAGGGAGCUACCUCAUUCAAGCCUGAAGAAAGAACUGUCAAACUGCAAGACUUGAAUCUAGAGCCAUUUCCCUUCCAACCAGAGCCAGCUAAACCUGCUAGAAAACAAAUCGUGCCUCCACCUGCCAGUCCAUCCAAAUUUAUCAAAGGAGAUUUCCGCCAAAGUGAAUACGGAACAGACUAUGAAUCCGUGCGGAUACCUCCGAUUUGGAAACCUCAUGACUCAGACUCUGAAGACAUUUCAUACCGACCUGUUCGCCCGAACUUAACACCAGUUUCAAGGCGGAAAAAGUAUGAAAAUAAUGUCCUUCCUCCGCUUAACUUAGAAGAUUCUCCACGAUCCAAAUUUGAACCUGAAAAAUCAACAACCCCUGUUAAACUGAAAGAAAUCUUGUCGCCAACAAAGAUGCAGAAGUCUUUUCCUCAAUCUUCUCCUAGCAAUUCAUAUCAGACUUUUGCCUCUCAGCCAACGUAUCAAAAUCAGUCUCACCAAGCGCAGUCAACAUAUCAAAAUCAGUCUCACCAAGCGCAGUCAACAUAUCAAAAUCAGUCUCACCAAGCGCAGUCAACAUAUCAAAAUCAGUCUCACCAAGCGCAGUCAACGUAUCAGCAAAUGCAUCAAAAUCAUCAAAACCACUCGUAUCAAACACAAGCAUUUUCACAAACACCGUCUAGACCUAAUUCAUUACUGAUGGUGAAGCCCAAGUCUCCGACCAAGACCACACCAACCUAUAUCGGAAGUUCAAAACUUGCACCCACAGAAUCAUCAACAGUAAGUUAUACUGAAUCAACAGAAACUAGCAAGCACAUAGUGAAUGUAGAAAAAACAACAAAAACCUAUAGUUAUGACCAUGGAAGCGAGUCGCGAUCUCAGAGUGCUGUAUCUCAGCAUAGCGUACCUUUUGAUUCAAAUAGCUACAUGGCUGAACAAAAGCGUUUGGAGCGGGUAGAGCAGAUGAGAAAACGGUUUGAAAGUAGCAACGAUAUUACCUUGCAGCCAGGAGAGCCACCAGAAUUUGUUCUUGCUGGAUCACCAACCACCAAUUCUGUGUCAAAUGAAGUAAACAAUCAAAUGCAAAACUUGAACAACAGAUUCAAAUCAAAAGUUCAAAAAUUUACUGGUGAUAUCAUAUCAGAUGUGAACAGAAAAGAUUCAGAUAGUCAAGCACUGCAACUACGAACGAAUGAUGUUCAAAGUUACAAACAAGAAUCUAGGAAUAUCGAACAUGGAUCAAAACAGAUUGAUCCAUCCACUGGGUUAGUCUAUUUCAAGUACGAUUUUGGAUACGAAUUCGGAGUUGUCACUCCAAAUGAUAACUCAGCAGCAACGAAUCGGUCGAAACCGAAACGACAAAAGUCCGUCACGUGGGAUCCGAUGUCGGAAAGUGAGUUCUCUGGAAAUGAGGCUAGGAAGCGCUCCUGCCUCAAGUCUUCCACAUCGGCCAUCAUCCCGUAUUCUUCUCCAAGCUCACCAGUUUCUCCUCUUUCCUCUCUUUCACCCAACCUCAACCAGCGCCGACACUCUGCAGGUACAACUUGGGGAGAGAGCAGGAUAGCUCCAGAAUAUUCCUCUGGUGGUCCACCUGUUAAUGCUGGUGCUAAUAGAGAUUUGAUUCAAAAACCGCCAUUUUUCACUACUCCCCUCCGUGAUAUUGCUGUUGUGAAAGGGCAAAGUGCUCGUUUUGAAUGUAUAGUCCAAGGAGAACCAACACCUCAAAUAACCUGGCUCAAAGACACGGCCAUAAUUGAAGCUUCCGACCAAUAUGACAUUCAGUUCCGCAAUGGUGUCUGUAGAUUGACUUUACCUCAAGCAUAUUCCUAUGAUGCUGGUUUAUACAGAUGCAGUGCAAAUAAUACACACGGUACUUCGGAUACAUCUGCAACCCUGACAGUCUCAGUUCAAGGCAUGGUCCGUCAACAUUCACAAACACAGCCACAGCCUGUCACACCCAACAAUGCCUCUCCACCAGUAUUCGAUCAAAUUUUUCGUAAUGCCAGAUUUGCUCAGGGAGGAGAUGCAUUAUUUGAAGGAAAAGUCUCUGGUGUUCCUAAACCGGUUGUUUCUUGGACCAGGAAAGGUGUUCCUCUUGUCGAUUCCCAUAAGUACCAGAUGAGGUAUGAGCAACAAACAGGGAAUGUUUCUCUACUCAUCCGCAAAGUGGGUCCCGGCGAUGAAGGGGAGUACGUUUGCUCAGCAAGAAACCAGUAUGGAGAAGCCAUUUGUGCUGUGUUCAUCCAACCAGAAGGCCAACUGCAACAGAUGCCGCAACCUCAAUUUACAAAUCAUAGGGCUGAAAAUAUUUAUUCCAAUGGUCAUACGGUUGUAGAAGAAGACUUCAAAGUUGACACAUUCGAAUAUCGCAUUUUGCGCGAAGUCUCAUUCCGAGAGUCCAUCACGCGUCGCUAUAUCAAUGAAACUGAUGCGCAAUUAACAACUACACCAUCACCUGGACCAAUCACUGCGCCGCGGAUAUCUCAGAAACCAAGGAACUCAAAAUUAGUCGAAGGCUCUGAUGCCACAUUUAUUACUAAAAUAUCUGCCAACCCUCAACCUAGAUUAACAUGGUUCAAAAACGGACAGCGCAUUUUACCAUCUCAGAGAGUACAAAUGAAUUUUUCAAAUCAACAAGCUACUCUGAAAAUUACAAAAAUUACCGCAGAGGAUUCUGGACACUAUACAUUACUCGCUGAAAAUCCUCAAGGAUGUAUUGUCUCCUCAGCCUACCUGGCUGUGGAGCCUGCCGCAAUUCAUGAUAGUUAUUAUGAAAAAAAAAUGUCCCAAGUGGAACAAGUAGAGUCUGUGAUCGAUAGUAAUGAAGUUAAGAUGCUAGGACCUAACUUUUUGAAAGUAUGCCCAGAUCGAGAUGUUCAGGAAGGAAAGAUGACCAGGUUUGAUUGUCGAGUGACAGGAAAGCCAGCCCCAGAUGUUACCUGGUACAUCAACGGCAGACCGGUCUGUGAUGAUGCCACUCAUAAGGUUCUAGUCAAUGAAUCAGGAAAUAAUGCUCUUAUGAUCACCAGUGUCAGUCGUAAUGACGCUGGUGUAGUCACUUGCGUGGCAAGGAAUAAAGCUGGUGAAACCUCGUUCCAAUGUAAUCUUAAUGUUAUUGAAAAAGAAUUAGUUAUAGCACCAAAAUUUGUAGAAAGAUUCAGCUCUGUGCAUGUCAAAGAAGGAGAACCAGUCAACUUGACGGCCAGAGCUGUCGGUACUCCCAUUCCAAGGAUUUCAUGGCAGAAAGACGGUGUGCCAAUUUCAUCAGGACCAACCAUCAGUGUGACUACAGAUGGUGGUGCAUCUGUUUUAGACAUCUCUCGCGCGCAGCUUAGUGACUCUGGGUGGUAUCAGUGCACUGCUCAAAAUGUUGCUGGUUCCACAGCCACUCGGGCGCGGCUGUUUGUUGAAAGGCCUCAUGUUCACGAGGACGAUCAACCCAGGAGACUGAAUCUGCCCAGACCAACUAGAGUAAUAGAACCUGAACCAGCACCAGGUCCAGAAAUUAUUUAUUUGCGACACGUGGAAAGAGCCAAGCCCCACGCACCGCAUCCAGAUGAAGACCGCUACUAUCCUCCUCCUCAUUUUAUAAUUCCUCUGUCAGAUCAAGCCCAAAAUGAAGGUGGCCGUGUACACUUUGAAGCCAGAAUCGAACCUGUUGGGGACCCAUCAAUGAAAGUUGAAUGGUUCCUUAAUGGACACCCACUUCCCGCAAGCUCGAGAGUAAAUUCCAUGUUCAAUUACGGCUUUGUGUCAUUGGACAUUCUAAGCGUUAUCAUACAAGAUAGUGGAGAAUACACGUGCCGUGUGACCAGCGCAUCCGGAGGUGUUGACUCAAGUGCCAUGCUAUCAGUCACAGGUCGUGCAGAGAUCGAACGGAGCAGUCAAUACCCUGACAGUUUACAAUACAUCCAGCAGCUAGAGGAUUACUCUCGCUAUCAACGGCAAGAAAGUCAAGAGGAAAUUACAGCGCAGAAGCCAGCAUUCAUUCGACCCUUGCACCACUUAGGCGAGCUGCAAGAAGGACGCAAUGCUCACUUUGAGGCUCAAAUCACUCCUGUCAGCGAUCCUACAAUGAAAAUCGAGUGGUACAAGGAUGGGAAACCUAUCACUGCCAGUUCCAGGAUCACGACUAUUUUCAACUUUGGUUACAUAUCGUUGAACAUCUUGCAUCUCCGAGUAGAAGACACUGGAGUGUACACCGUCCGAGCCAUUAACCGUUGGGGAGAAAUUACAUCAACCUCCAAUUUGAAGGUGUUCGCUCGUAGCAGUGUCACAGGGGAUCUCGGUAUCCCGGAGCAGCAACGCUACAUCCAUGAAACUGAAGCGUUGGAACAACAAAGACACGUUCAGAAAAUGGUGGCAGAACCACCCGAGAGUAUCAGUCCACCUGUCUUUAAAUCGCCAAUCAAAGAUCAGUUGGACAUCCGAGAGGGUGGUUUCGCACAUUUUGAAGCUAGACUAGAACCUCUUGGUGACUCGACGUUACGUGUUGAGUGGCUUAAAGAUGGUCGACCAGUCGAAGCAAGCUCUCGGAUCACCACCUUCUUUAACUUUGGCUACAUUGCUCUCACAAUCAAACAGGUCACAACAUUUGACAUCGGCACCUACACUUGUCGUGCCUAUAAUCAGCUUGGUGAAGCCCACACUUCUGCCAAGCUCACCGUUCAAAGCAAGAAAGAUGUUAUCUCAGAAUCGCAUCACCCAGGCGGCUUAGAACGCAUUCAAUACCUCGAGGACUCCUCACGUUAUGGUCGCAGAGAGGAGCAAGAAGUUAUUGUCACAGAAAAACCUCGUUUCUUAGGCCCUCUCAAAGGCACAACAAAGAUUGCAGAAGGUCAACAAGCGCACUUUGAGGCAAGAGUUGAGCCUCAGAGCGAUACAUCAUUGAUUGUCGAGUGGUACUUCAAUGGGAAGUUGUUAAUGGUUGCCAACCGUAUUCAAACGUAUCAUGAUUUCGGAUAUGUUGCCCUAGAUAUCUUGGACGUCAGACCACAAGAUGCUGGAACUUAUACCAUUGUUGCAAGAAAUGCUCUGGGAGAAGCCAACCUCUCGGCAUCAAUGCAGGUGGAAACUCGUGCAAGUAUUGAUACAUCUAGUAUGCAUCAUGGCACCUAUGAGAAAACGAAGCACUUGGAAAGCUCAAAGUUUGUCGAACCGCAUUACCAGAUUGAAGAAAUAUCAAAAUCCAAACCAAUAUUUGUCCAGCCACUGAGCGAUCCUCCUCCUGUCAGCGAAGGAAAGAAUAUUCAUCUUGAAUGCCGCCUAGAGCCAAUGGGUGAUCCAACAAUGAGAGUUGAGUGGUUCCAAAAUGGGAAACCCAUUACGAUUGGAUCAAGAUUUAGAACAUAUCAUGACUUCGGUUAUGUUGCUCUGGAUAUCAUUCAUGUCACUGCCAUCGACUCAGGAGAAUACACUGUGCGUGCCACAAAUCAUUUGGGUUCUGCUCAUACAUCUGCUUGUGUCCGGGUUACCUCUCGUUCAGAUAUCAUAACGGAGUCGCAGAAUGAAUCAGCCCUCGAGCAGAUUCAGUACUUGGAAGAAGGAUCACGCCAUCACCAGUAUAUUACCGAAGAUUCCACAAUCAUGCAGCCACCACAGUUCACUAAAUCGCUACACAAUAUUGAGACUGUUGAAGGUACAAACGUUCACCUUGAGUGUCGCCUUCAGCCUGUUGGAGAUUCUUCCAUGAAAGUCGAUUGGUUUGUCAAUGGCCGACCUGUUCGAAUUGGACAUAGAUUCCGACCUGCAUACGAUUUCGAUUAUGUUGCCUUGGAUCUACUGUGUGUGUAUCCAGAGGACUCAGGUGUUUACACCUGUCAAGCUCGCAAUCAGCUUGGUGAGGCAGUAACAUCUUGCUCUGUUAGAAUAAUUGCUAAAAAAGACUUACUCUUGGAAACACAGCACCCAAGUGGCCUGGAAAAGAUUCAGUACUUGGAGGACUCCUCUCGCUACAAGAAAACUGAAUACGUAGAUGAAGUUAUCAAGAUCAAACCGAGGUUCUUGACCAAACCUAAACCUUUAGAGAAUCAACGAGAAGGAGCGCAUGCUCAUUUUGAGUGCAAGUUAGAACCAGUGACAGACCCUAAUCUUAAAGUUGAAUGGUUCAAAGAUGGAAGACCAGUCACAAUUGGGCAUAGGUUCCGACCAAUCCACGACUUUGGUUAUGUGGCUUUGGACAUCAUCGACCUUAUAGCAGAGGAUUCUGGCACUUACAUUUGCCGUGCCUCAAACUUAGUUGGCGUUGAUGAAACCAGAGUCACAUUAACUUGUCGCUCCUCAGCCCAAAUUGUGACCUCAACCCAAAAUGAGGUUGGUCUCGAACAGAUCCACUAUUUGGAAGACCGUGCCCGGUACCAGCGCCGUGAAGAUGUUGAGGAGACGACGUCACAAGCUCCGAUUUUCACUACAUCGUUGAAAAACUGUGAUAUCAAGGAGGGCCAGAGAGCACAUUUUGAGUGCAGAAUUAUUCCUGUCUCUGACCCCACAAUGAAGGUGGAGUGGUUCCACAAUAAUGUUCCGCUAAAGUCAGGUUCAAGAUUCACCGAGACAAAUAACUUUGGUUUUGUUGCGCUGGACAUUACGCAUUGUUUACCAGAAGACUCUGGAACCUAUACUUGCAGAGCGUACAAUAUCUUGGGUGAAGCUGUUACCUCAGCUGCCUUAAAUGUUCAGUCCAAGAAAUCCAUUUUCGUCGAAUCUCAUCAUGAAGAUGCUCUGAGCCGCCUUCACCAGCUGGAGGACUCUUCACGCUACCAUCGCUCCGCUGUAACAGAGGAGAUUGUCAAUCAAGCUCCUGUUUUCACACAACCUAUGAGAGAUUUGAGAGUUGCAGAAAACCAGGCUGCUCACUUUGAAGCCAGGCUUAUACCUGUAGGUGAUGCCAGGCUCAAAGUUGAGUGGUUGAGAAAUGGCGUCCCCAUCACUGCAUCAAAUCGUGUCACAACAAUGCACGAUUUUGGUUAUGUGGCACUGAACAUGAAGUAUGUCUAUCCUGAAGAUUCUGGAACUUACACUUGCAGAGCCGUGAAUGAUUUGGGUCAAGCCAUCACCUCUGCAACAUUAGUUGUUCAAUCCAAAGCAUCUCUGCAACUGGACACCCAGCAUCAAGGAGCUCUGGAAAAGAUACAAACGCUAGAAGGACAAACAAAAUACCAGCGAAGGGAAGAAGAAGAAAUCAAAGUUACGCAAGCUCCCAAUUUCACCGUUCAGCUGAAUGGCCCUACAGAAUUAGUUGAGGGACAGAAUGCCCACUAUGAAUGCCGUAUCGAGCCGUACCCAGAUCCUAGCUUGAAACUGGAAUGGUAUCACAAUGGAAAACCGUUACAAACAGGACACAGAUUUAGAACUACGUUUGAUUUUGGAUUUGCCUCCCUGGAUAUUCUGUCGGUCUACGGAGAAGACACUGGAAAGUAUACAUGCCGAGCUGUCAACAAACUCGGCCAAGCCACAUCUGAUAUUGAAUUGCACGUGCAAUCUCGGUCAUCGAUCAUUUUGGACACCCAGCACGAAGGUGCUUUACAGAAGAUCCAGUACCUCGAAGAUGACUCUCGCUACAAAAAAGUUCAAACAGAGGAAACAGUUCUUUUAGAGAAACCGAUGUUUGGACGUGGUCUGAACAAUAUUGAGCACCUUGCGGAAGGCAUGUCUGCUCACCUGGAAGCAACGCUGACGCCUGUCAAUGACCCCACGAUGAAAGUCGAGUGGUUCUGCAAUGGAAGGCCGAUUCCUCAAGGUCAUCGUUUCAAAACUGUAUAUGAUUUUGGAUUUGUUGCGCUUGAUAUCUUGUAUGCAUAUGCUGAAGACUCAGGCACUUACAUGUGUAAAGCCUCAAAUUCCUUGGGAGAAGCUAUCUCCACUUGCUCAGUAUCGGUUGACUCUAAAUCCAGUUUGCAAUUGGAUACGCUUGAUGAAGAAAGGCUAAAGAAAAUCCGUGAGUUAGAGGCGUACGAACGCCCCAAACCACAGGAAGUUGAGCCGGAAGUUCAGAGACCAGUCUUCAUCACGCCUCUGAACAGCUUAGAGGCACUGCGUGAAGGUGACCAUGCUCAUCUGGAGUGUCGCGUGGAGCCUAUCAACGAUGCUAACCUGCGCGUUGAAUGGUUUGUCAAUGGAGUCCCAAUUAAGACAGGCCAUCGAUUCAGGACCACUCAUGAUUUUGGAUAUGUUGCCCUGGAUAUACUUUACGCCUAUCCUGAAGACUCCGGAACUUACAUGUGUAAAGCAACUAACCAACAUGGGGAAGCAGUCAAUACAUGUGAAAUCAAGGUUCAAUCUCGGCGCAGUAUCUACUUAGAGUCACAGCAUCCUGACGGUUUGGAGAAGAUCCGUGAACUUGAAGCUCAGGGAAGACCAGCUAAACUGGAAAUUGAAGAACCCAUUGAAAUUCCCCCACGCUUUGUUUCAGAGCUUAGGGGUACAACAGAGGUGUACGAAGGCAAGACCGCUCACUUUGAAUGCCAAAUUGAGCCUUUGCAUGAUCCGAACUUGCAUAUUAUGUUUUACCACGAGGGCGAAGCACUUCCGUCCGCCUCUCGAUUCCACAUCACUUUUGAUUUCGGCUAUGUAUCGCUCGACAUCGACCAUUGUGUCCCUGAGGAUGCGGGCGAAUACACCAUUAGCGCUCUCAAUCUCCUUGGAGAAACCAUGUCCACCAUCGAACUCAAAGUCAUAGCCAAGGAUAGUAUCAUCACAGAAUCUCAGCGACCAGAGGGACUCGAUAAAAUCCGGCAAUUGGAGGAGGCUGGUUUGCCUCAAAAGCCAGAAGUUCCCGAACCUGUCACAAUCCAGAGACCAGUGUUCACUCAACCUCUUCAGAACAUAGAUUCAAUCAACGAAGGAGAGACUGCUCACUUCUCAUGCCGUUUAAUUCCAGUCGGAGAUUCAACUCUGAAAGUGGACUGGUACAGGAACGAAAAACCUCUUGAAACAAGCUCUCGAAUCACAAGAACAGAAGACUUUGGUUAUGUUGCCAUUGAUAUAUCUCAUGUCAGAGAUGAAGAUGAGGGUGUUUACAUGUGCAGAGCCUCCAAUGCUCUCGGAGAGGCUGUGACAGUAGCCUCUAUGAAGAUAAAGACCAAAGCUGAUAUUCAGUUAGAGACGCAACAUCCAGAAGGUAUGAAGAAGAUUCAAGAACUUGAACAAGGGCGAGUCACACCUAGACCAGAAGAACCGGAGAGACACUUUGAGAAACCGAUCUUCACUCAGCUAUUGACUGGGCCUCAAGAGUUGUGGGAAGGAGAAACGGCACACUUUGAGUGUAGGGUUGUGCCAGUUGGUGAUCCUUCCUUGAAAUUCGAUUGGUAUGUCAAUGGAAAGGAAUUGAAAAUGGGAUCAAGAUUCCACUCGACUCAUGACUUUGGUUUUGUCACUUUGGAUAUUUCGAAGACGGUUGCAGAAGACUCGGGUGUUUACAUGUGUAAAGCCACUAACAAAGCUGGAGAGGCAGUCAGCUCUUCAGCUGUGAAAAUCAAAUCAAAAUCAUCCAUCCAACUUGAUGCUAUCCAACAAGAUGCUUGGCAGAAGAUCCAACUGAAAGAAGCUGAGAUGAAUCGCGUUCCAGAAAUGUUCAUUGACACGAGCCCGCAGCAAGCCCCAGUAUUUACCACUCAUCUAGAAAAUCAGGCAAAAUUGGUGGAAGGCCAGCAUGUCCACUUGGAAGCUCAAGUUGAGCCCCGCGCUGAUCCUAACCUGCGUAUUGAGUGGUUCAAAAAUGGUGUUAUUCUCACAACUGGUUCUCGAAUUCGCAGUACUUUUGAUUUUGGAUUAGUCACUCUUUCGAUUAACAACCUCCGUGAAGAUGACUCUGCCAUCUACACAUGCAAAGCAACUAAUCUUUUGGGAGAAGCUGUUUCUACUUGUACUUUAAAAAUUGAAGAUCGCCACUGGCUUCUUUCCAAACCACUUCACCCAGAUGCGCUGCCACUGAUUGAGGCUCUCGAAGAACCGAAACCAACAAAAGUGGAGUCACCCGAGCCCAUCUUCGAAAUCCCUGUCUUCAUCUCUCACUUGAACAACGUAGAGUGUAAUGAAGGAGAUAACAUUCACUUUGAGUGUAGUGUUGAACCAUCAAAGGAUCCAACUUUGAAUAUUGAAUGGUUCCUUAAUGGUCAACCUCUGCCGACUGGGUCAAGAUUCAAAACCACCUAUGAUUUCGGUUAUGUCGCUUUGGAUGUAACAUCUGUCUAUGCAGAAGAUUCUGGUAUUUAUUCUGUCAAAGCAACCAACAGCAAAGGCCAAGCGACGACUGCUGGGUCUCUCAGAUGCACGAGCAAAAAAGAUAUUUAUCUUGACACACAACAUCCUCAAGGCGAAGCCGGGUUAGAGCGUGUGAAAGAAGUUGAAGACUCAAUUGGUUCUCGUUACCAGCGGCCGAGCGAAGCUCCAGAAACAACUUUCGCAAAACCAGUUUUCAUUACCCCUCUUGAGCCUGAGUUUAGACUGGGUGAAACCCAAGCCUUGCAUUUGGAGGCCACGGUUGAGCCAAAGAACGACCCCAACCUCAAAGUUGAAUGGUUCCUCAAUGGAAAUGUUCUAGAACAUGGAUCUCGUUUCAAAAUGACGAGUGACUUUGGCUUCGUAACGUUAGACUUGACAGAGGUUUAUGAGCGUGAUCAAGGAGUCUACACUUGCAAAGCUACCAACUUGGCGGGUGAGGCGUACACCUCAACUACAAUCUACUGCACAUCCAAAACAAGCCUAAUCGAAGAGACCCAGCAUCCUAAGGGAGAGGCUGGUCUUGAGAUCAUUCAGCAUCUUGAGGAAUCAUUGCAAAAAGAAGAGAAACGCCUUGAGAUCGAAGAAGAGGGACAUGCACCUGUCUUCACAACUCAGUUUGAGCAUCUUUCAAAUCUUAGGGAAGGUGAAAAUGCCCACUUCACAGCUUCUUUGACACCAGUUGGUGACCAAACCAUGGUUGUUGAAUGGUUCAAGGAUGGCAAACAGAUUGAAGCAAGUCACCGCAUACGCACUGUUCAUGCAUUUGGAAUGGUGCUGCUUGAAAUCUUUGAUGUGAAGAUUGAAGACUCAGGCUCGUACACCUGUAAAGCAACCAAUAAAUGGGGCACAGCUGAAAUCAAUGUUGAACUCAACUGCAGCGAGAAGUUGAAGGGACAAGCCCCUCAGUUCACCUCACAAAUUCAGUCCCUUACUGGUCUCAAGGACGGUGACUCAGCUCAUUUCGAAUGCACGUUAAUUCCCGUCAAUGACCCAGACCUCAAGGUGGAAUGGUUCCAUAAUGGUCAACCUCUUCGUCACAAGAACCGUAUCAAGACAGUUUCUGACUUUGGUUACGUUGUCAUGGACAUCUCCUACGUGCAAAGUCAAGACUCGGGAGAAUACGUCUGCAAAGCAAGCAACAAGUACGGUGAGGAUACCACAAGUGCUUUCAUUGAGUGUGAAGGCAAAGGAGGCGUUUACUUAGACUCUUUGCAACCUGAUUCCUUGGCUCGCAUUCGUGAGUUGGAGGCUCAAGGUGUCAAAUUUACCCCCGAUGGAGUACCAACCGGAGGAGAACCACCUAAGUUCACUUCGCAUAUCAUGGAUAUCGCACAAUUGAAGGAAGGGCAAAGUGCUCAUUUCGAAGCCCGACUUACGCCAAUAGAUGAUCCUAAUCUCACCGUUGAGUGGUUUUACAAUGGCAAGAAACUACCCCAUGGACAUCGCUACAGAACUUUCCAUGAUUUUGGUAUUGUCAUUCUGGAUAUCCUUUACUGCUAUGAAGAAAAUUCCGGUGUCUAUGAGUGCAGAGCUACCAAUCACUAUGGAACAGACACAACGCAAGCAAAAAUGACCUGUUUGUCCAAGGCAAGCCUCAUUUUGGAAUCACAACUACCUCAGGGCAUGGAAGGAGGUCUAGAGAAAAUUCAGACCCUGGAAGACUCAAUGGUAUCAUCGCGUGUGGAGAGAACUGGAAUCGAUCAGAAACAGGCGCCAUUGUUCACAAUCCCAUUGGCAAAUGUGGACGACUUGCGAGAAGGUGAAAACGCUCACUUUGAGGCCAGAGUCGUACCAACAGAUGAUCCCAAACUUAAGGUUGAAUGGUUCUGGAAUGGUUAUCCCUUAAAAACUGGUUCUCGAUUCAGGACUUUCUGCGACUUUGGAUUUGUCAUCUUAGAAAUCUCUCCAGUUUACCCUGAAGAUUCUGGUGAAUACUCUUGUCGAGCGUCUAACGAGCAUGGCCAAGCUGUCACCACAUCUCACAUGAAAGUACAAGGCAAGAGAAGCAUCAUCCUGGAGUCACAACUUCCGAAAGGAAUGGAAGGUACCAUUGACAAAAUUGCGCAAUUGGAAGGCCUGGGACAAGUCCGUGGCCCUAUCGAGCAAGAAGAUGAGCAAGGAAAACCACCAGAAUUCAUCACCACCCCGUCAGAUCUAGCCCUGUCGGAGAAUUCGUUGGCACACUUUGAAUGUCGGCUCAUGCCUGCCAACGAUUCCAGCAUGCGAGUUGAAUGGUUCCACAAUGGAAAAGCUCUCUCUGCUGGGUCGCGUAUCAAGACCAUCAAUGAUUUUGGUUUUGUCAUUCUUGAGGUCUCUGGCGUGUAUAUUAGAGACUCAGGGCUUUAUACUUGCAAAGCUACUAACAGUCAUGGUGAAGCAACUGUAUCUUGCAAACUUCAAGUCCGAGGUAGACAAGGGGUUGUCUUGGAGCCACAGAUCCCCAACAUAUUCUUAAAUGCAACCGAGCACAUCCAGAAGCUUGAAGAAUCUCUGCACAGGAGAGAAGAACUCAGGGCCGAGGAGGAAGAAGCUAUCCCACCAAGAUUUAUGACAGAAAUUUCGGACAUCGAAAUUGAGGAAAGUAAUCCUGCUCACUUUGAAUGCUAUGUUGAACCGACCAAAGACUCAACCAUGAGAAUUGACUGGUUCUUCAACGGGCGUCCAUUCGCAACUGGUUCUCGAGUUCACAUGAUUAAUGAGUUUGGAUUCAUUUCUCUGGACAUGGACUACUGCUAUGCCAGAGAUUCCGGAGAGUACCUUUGUAGGGCUACAAACAAGUGGGGUACAGCAUUCACGAAGGCCAAACUCACCUGCUUAGCGAAACAAGAUAUUGUCCUGGAUUCACAACUUCCAGACGCAAUGAGCAUGGACAAACUGAUGAAGCUUGAGCAAGGUAUGCUUCCCGAAGUACAACCAGAAGAGGUCGUCAUUGAGGAACCACCUCGAUUCCUCUCUCAGAUUCAAUCUGUAAGUGUUGGAGAGGCAGAACCGGUGCGAUUUGAAACCAGAGUUGAGCCAAAGAAAGAUCAAAACCUGAAAAUUGAAUGGUACCGUAAUGGAAAACUCCUCCCCUCAGGUCAUCGAUACAAGACAGUCUUUGAUUUAGGAUACGUCUCGCUUGACAUUCUUUAUGUGUAUCCAGAAGAUUCCGGAGAGUACGUUUGCAGAGUCUACAAUAACUUCGGGGAAGAUUUCACCAAAGCCACUGUUUCUUGCAAAAAAAUUCCGACGAUCAUAUUGAGCAACCAAAUCCCCAAAGGAAUGAAAAGAUCAGAUGCUGUCAUCGCUAUGGAAGCAACAAUCAUGCAAUAUACAUCAGAGGUGUUCCUGACAGAGGAGGAUCUUUAUGAACCAGAAAAGAAACAGCCACCUCGGUUUGUAACCCAGAUUGAGAACCAAGAAAAUCUUGUAGAAAUGCAAUCAACCCUCUUUGAGUGUCAGCUUGCUCCUGUAGGCGACCCCAACAUGAAAGUUGAAUGGUUCUUCAAUGGCAAACCCCUACCACAAAAGAACCGGUUCACUCCUGUAUACGAUUUUGGCUACGUUGCUAUGAACUUUGGCUGGGUAUAUCCUGAAGAUAGUGGAGAGUAUGUUUGCCGAGCGACUAAUCUGUACGGUAUGGAUGAAACAAGAGCCAUCAUCAAGACGACCGGCAAACCAGGAAUCAUCUAUGACUCCCAAUUGCCCAAAGGAAUGAAGAGUAUCGAGCAGAUCAGAAAGUUGGAAGCUGCUUGGUCCACGAGCUUGGUAGAGAAACCCGAUGAAGAGGAAAAACCAAAAGCAAAACCAGUUUUCGCCAGUAAACCUGAACCAUGCACUGUCAAUGAAGGAGAACCAGCUCGCUUCUGUUGCCGUGUAACUGGCUAUCCAAGACCAAGAGUAAUGUGGGUUAUUAAUGGUCAUACAAUUGUAAAUGGAAUGCGUUACAAGCUUACCUAUGACGGCAUGUGGCAUCUUGAUAUCCCCAAGACACGUCAGUACGAUCACGGAAAGGUUGAAAUUGUUGCCCGAAAUUCGGCUGGAGAAGCUCGCGUUGAGACCGAACUUACAGUCAAACCACGCGCCAAUGAUUACCGUGGCGUUCUCAAAAACUCGCCUAGACUUUUGCUUUCAUCUGAAGAAUUUUUCUCAGCGUGGUAUGACUACGAAUUGACAGCUUAUCAACAGGAUCGGCAAGACUGUGAACUUGAACGAGUAUUUGAGGAGAGACACAGCACGGCGCAAACAGAGAUAAAUGUUGACCACCUCAAGCAGAAGGUGGUCAAGGAGCCAGAGCCUGAGUGGACCAAGAAUGUCAAGAUGAAGAAGAGUGAGGACUACUAUAGCAAAUUGAAAGAGCUGGAAGAUGAACAACUUGUCAAAGAGACCAGGAUCCGAGAAGCUUCCCAUCAGUUCGCUAUCCCUGGUGAAAAAGUAUCGCAAAAGUCUCUGGCGAAGGGCAUGGCACAAAGUUAUGAAUCUAAACUGGAUAAACCUGAGCCAGAACUGAUGCCUUGGCAAAAAUCUAAAAUUCUGAAGUCUAGACGCCAAACAGAUCAGUCUGAAACAUCAGAAGACACGGAAGUCACAGAAUCAGAAGUUGUCGAGCGUAAAAAGUCUGUUCCAGAGCCACAUGAAUCAAAGGUGCAUGGAAAAGAGGUGUAUGUUCAAAAACAGAAGCAAACACAAAAAGAGGUGAAAGGUGAUAAAGAAAUCACUAGAAAAAUUACUGCAACUGAAACAACGGAAGUCGAGCACACAGGAGAGACCCAUGAACGUGUUGUUCAAGGCCCAGUGAAACCAUCGAAACCUCCGAUCUUUACAAAGAAGAUUCAGCCUUGCCGUGCCUUUGAGCAAGAUCAAGCUAGAUUUGAAGUUGAAUUUGAUGGAGAUCCAUUACCUACAAUCAAGUGGUACCGUGAAGAUUUCCUCAUCCAAAACUCACCUGACUUCCAGAUUCAUACAUUUAGCACCAAGUCGGUCCUGAUCAUCCGUCAGGUGUUUAUGGAGGAUUCAGGUGUAUUUGCUGUUAUCGCCGAAAACAGAGGUGGGAAGGCGAAGUGCAGUGCCAAUUUGGUGGUUGAGGAGCGUAGGCAACCAGGAAGGGGUGGAGUUGUGCCACCAAGCUUCCUUAACACAGUUCAAAGUGCAGCUGUCAAUACUGGCCAACUUGUUCGUUUUGAUGCUCGAAUUACAGGAACAAAACCAUUGGAUGUUUACUGGCUGAAGAAUGGCAAGAAAAUUUCAUCUGAUAUUCGCUACAAAACCAUCGAAGAAGACAACUUGUACACACUGCUCAUAAUAGAGACAGUUCCUGAGGAUAGUGGAACUUACGAGUGUGUAGCCAUUAACAAAGCAGGGGAAGCAAGAUGUGAAGCAGAAUGUUUGAUUCAGACUCCUGUGUCAAAUGCGAGCAAAUUUGCUCAGUCAAAACCUUCACCUCAGCAAGCUCCUGCUGUGCUCGAACCUUUGGCAGAUCAAACCAUGAAAGAAGGUCAGCCAGUCAAGUUCAGAUGCAAGAUCUCCGGCAAUCCUCCAAUGCAAAUCAAGUGGCAGAAAGGAGACAAAGUGAUCAAGCCAUCGAAAUAUUUCCAAAUGUCCAAAGAGGGCGAUGUCUAUUCUCUCAUGAUCUCAGAAGCGUUUCCAGAGGACGAAGGUGUCUACAAGUGUAUUGCCUCCAAUGCUGGUGGCCAAGUCGUCUUGUCAGCAAAUCUUAAUGUGCUAGGCCCUGACAGUCAAGAAGUGGCACCAACUUUAUCGAAAAUGAAAGAUGUUACUGUGCCAGAAGGUAGUUCUGCCCAAUUCCGCACCAAAGUUACCGGAAAGCCCACUCCCUCUAUUCAGUGGUUCAGAGAAGGCGUUUUAAUCCCGCACUCACCCGACUUUCAGAUGAUCCAUGAAGGCAACGAAGCUGUCCUAACAAUAUCCUCCACUUACGAAGAGGACUCAGGGGUGUUUUCCUGCAAAGCAACCAACACGACAGGACAGGUUGAAACAUCGGCUCGAUUGAUCGUCAAAAGAAGGGAAGGAGUGUCUCACGACUUCGAGGUGUUCGACGAAAGUGAUCUCGGGGAGGUAAGUGCUAUGAGCGGGGUGCCGGGAAAAUCUCCGAAACCGGAAGUGCCCGUAAUGAAAGGUGCAUUAAGCGAAAUACCGCGAGAAAUGGUAGGCGAAAUAUUUCUUCCUUUUGGUGAUUAUACUUUACCUUGGCGGAAGACUUCACGUCGUGGCCGGGCAUACUCCGCGGGUGCGCCGUGGAGGCGCGGCAGUAGGAGUAGAUCCCUCGAAAUGCGUCGUAAAGGAACCUCAACUGUUCCGCGGGAUAGUUCUCUCCAUGAUAGGCGUCAACCUAUUCCUUGGACUGAAGAGAAGGUCACUUUAAGGAAGACUGAAACUCGAAAGGAGUUGAAAGGAGAGCUCCGAAGAGGAUCUCUAACGGAGACGGAAGAUGUCAAGGUAGUUCCAUGGAUUGAAGAGCCAAUCUCGCUGCGGAAAAUCAGCGUUGAAAAGAAAAAACCGGAAAGUCCAGAACUUGAGAAAGAGCUUAAACAGCUCGACUUAAAACGAAUUAGGCGGAAAUCUUUAACUUUCGAAGAAAUCACAAUUGAAGACACAGAAUUGAAGGAAAAAGUUGAAGAAGAGGAAGAAGACGAAGACAAAAGGGUCAGAAAAAUUCCGUUCUCGGACAAACCCAUUGCUUUGAAGAAGGUAACCGUUGAGAAGAGAAAAAGUCACAAAGAAAAGCUAGAUAAAAUGGAGCUGAAGCACGUCAUGAAGAAGGCUUCGACAAAAAUCGCGGAAAUGGAAUUGAAAGGGCCGGUAUCGGAAAAAGCUCAUGUAGAUGAUACAUUGAAGGAUAGUUUAAAACCUGUCAGAAGGAAAUCCUAUGAUUUCGCAACAAUUGAAUCAGAAAUAGAAGAGGUGCGCCAUAAAGCAGAAACAGACGUUCCGGCGUGGGUUCAAACUCCCGUUUCACUGAAGAAAAUAAUCAGCGAAAAAAAGGAGAUCGAGAAAGAGAAAUUGGAGGCAGUUUCCUUAAAACCAGUCAGGCGAGGCUCCCAAACAGUGCCUAUGAUCCCUGAAGAAGAAGGAGAGGAGUCUCAAGUCAUACCAUGGACUCAAGAACCCAUCACACUGAAACAAACAAAGACACAGAAAAGACCAAUAGUUCACGAGACUGUUGAGAAAGUUCAGUUGAGGUCAACUAGUGAUGAUACGGCAGUAGUGAGGCUCGAAGAGGAAACAACAUCGAAAUCCGACAUUUCUCCGGCAAAAUUGUACAAGUCUCUUAAGCAAGACUUGAAAAAAGUCAUUAAAAAAGCUAAAACUGAUGAAACUGAAGUAGAUUUGGCGGAAGAAGUGACGGAAGAAUACCGCGCGCCAAGACAGUGGAAGGAAGAAAAUAUCAAAUUAAAAAAGACCACAUUACCGAAAAAGGACUUAACGAAAGAAAAAAUGGAGACUGUUACUUUAAAGAAAACUGAAAAGACAAUCGAAAUGAAAGAACAGAUCCCCGAGGGACCUGUCAGCGAGUUACCGACCAAUCAGACGCAGCCUUGGACGAAAGAGGUGGUUAAUCUGAAAAAAGUUGAAACGCAGAAGCGAAAGCCCAGUAAAGAGACGAUUGAAAAAGUUACCCUCAAAUCGGUCAAGUCCAAAGAAUCGUUUUUGAACGUGGAGGAAGUAAUCAAAGACAAAUACCCAUGGCAGACCAAAGCAGAAGACAUUUCCAAAUCACAGCUUGUUGCGAAGCAGAAGACCUCGCAGACAGAAAAGCAGGACAACGUUUUUGAAGUCUCAAAUCAGACAGAAUUGUUGGAUUGGCGUAAACAACACCGUAAAGAAAGAAGAGAUUCAUCUGAAAAUUUGUUGGACUUGAAAAACUUACCACGGUCGGAAGAUGAUGUUGAUGGUGAAAAAUUAUUGGAAGUGUCUGAUCAGACGGAGAUCCAAGAUUGGCGGAAGAAAACCCGAACCUAUAGACGCGAUUCAUCAGAAAAUGUUAUUGCUCUAAACGAAAAGCACAAACCGAAGGACACGCCAUCAGAAAAUAUCUUAAGAAAAUCAUCAGAUGCCAAACAGUUCGAAAUAUCUGAGCAAACUGAACUACUCGACUGGAGGAAAAAGAAACCAUCAGAAAGAAAGGAUUCCUCUGAAAAUCUUCUCAUAAACAAAAACGUCCCCCAACCUGUUGAGCUAACGCAAGGCAGCGCUGCAGAUAACUUGAAACAACCGAAGAUCGAAGGACCGGAAAAACCUGACGGACCUGGUGGACCUGGAUCUUCAACGGUUGAAGAAAAAACAUCCGUAGCUCCAUGGAGGAGGAAGAGGCCAAGCCUUCCAUCAAGCGAAACAGUUACUUCACCUCUGGAAACCAAACCAAAUGAACAGACCGAAGGAGUCAAGGCCACUGCUCCUUCAGUAAUCGCUGAAUCAGAUUUACCAGACACCACGAUAGCACCGUGGAGGAGGCCCAAAAAAGUGCAGCCUCAACCCCGUAUUAGUGAAAUGUCAAAAACUCAUGAACAGAAAAUUGAGGACAGAGCUGACGAAGCUCCUGAUGUAAUACCAGAUGUAGGAAAGCUCGAAGAACAUAGCCCCGAACGAAUGAAAUCUUUAACCGAAAGAACACCACGACCGUGGAUGGAAGAAAAAAUAAAGCCUGAAUCGCAGACAAAACGUAAAACUGAAAAGUCACAGGGAGAAUCACGGCCCGCUAUUGACGUCUCGGCCCCCCAUGGAGUGUUAGACGGGAAUCUUGUAAUACCUUACAGCGAAGACCAACCUUUGGAACAAAAAACAGUUCCUUGGACUGAGGAAAAAGUGCAGCUCAAACCACGGAAGUUCGAAAAGAAAGAAAUUCCAAGGGAGACGUUGGAAACGGUCAAAUUAAAGCCGGUCAUUCAGGGGCCUAAGAAGUCCGUAGUCGAGGAGACUGGAAUACCUGAAUUGAGUGAUACAGAUGACAAUCUGCCAAUCAUCAAAAUCAGACUUAUAAAGAAAAAGAAACGUGGCAAGACAUCCGGUGAAAAACCCGUUGAUUCUGCUGAAGAAGCGUUAGAAGCUUUGAAACAGGAAUCUUUUCCUUCAGAUGCAGAAUUUUUAAGUAAGUCCGUUGAAUUAGUUGAACCCGUAAAAGUAAUUGACGCUUUUCAUGCCACUCCAGAAGUAAGUAAAGAUCUUCCUUCUGAGCAAAAUGUACCUGAAACAUCAUUUAUUCCUUCAUGGAGGAAAAAGAAGCGUCCCUCAGUCGCAGGACAAGUUGAUAAAAGUCCAGCACUUGAAAUUGCAGAAGAAGCACUCCCGCAGUUACUCGGAAGACCUAGACCUUCUUUGGAUGACGAAGAUCUGAAAAUGCGACCUUUUGGGGCUCCCGAAGAAAAACCUGUUACGAUGGAAAAAACCACUACGCCGUCUAGCAGCCAGUUUAGACCAGAACACAUUGAAAAGGCAGAAGAGGCCAUUCUUGCUCCAUCCUUAACGGAAACAAAAUCAAAAGAUGCUCCUGAGUUGCAGACUUUGGAAGAAUUGUCUUCUCCUGAACAACUUUCACCCAAAGAAGUAAGCUCUACAAAAUUAAGCGAGAAAGUUGAUAAAAAACCGAAAAUAAAACGAGGGAAACCGAGCUUGCCUGAAGAAACACCAACAAAAGAACAGGCUGAUACAAGUAAAGUCACUGAAGUGCUACCUAGCUCACUAGAAUCUGAAGCUAAAGUAUCAGAUGUAAAACCGCCCAAACCUCAAAAGGUUAUUCCAUCGGAAGAGACCGGUGAUUCGCCGCAAAAAGACACACCCCCUUUCGUUGGCGUCAAGUUGAAAAAAGUCGCUCCCAGAUUUGCAAAAGAGAAGCAACCCGUUUCGAUUGAGCCGGUCCAUCUUAAAAGUAGGAAAGUAAUUGUUGAGUAUCCUCCGGCUCUAUUAUAUCCGAUCUCAGAACAACUAAAACCUGUUUUUAUCGAAUACGGGACGUUGUCGCGGAAUAUUGAGGAAGCCAAGAAAGUCAAGAGGAAGAAACCCUCACGUUUCUUACCGUCAGAGUCAGAUUCAGUCGAAUUAGAAAAAUACACUCCCUUUGAAGACCACCCUCUUGAUGAAGAAGAGAAAACCGUGGAAGAUCGAAAGCCUCGCAAAGCUCCUGUUAAAGAAAAAGAGCAACCCUCUGACGGCCGCAAGUUGCUCAUUGGGAAAGGGAAAGUUCCUGACGAUGAAAAAGCUGAAGAAAAAGUGAAACUGAAGAAAAUACCAGAACGAAAAAUAGAAGAUGUUUCACCCAAGGAGCAAAAACCUACUAAACCCAGUCCCCCAUCGUUAAUAAAAAAUGAAAUUGGCGAGGACGCAGAUUCUGACUUAAAACCUUUAGACGAAACUGAAACUGUUUUCCGUCCUGACGAUCUUCCAAAUUUAACGGUGGAAGAAAAACAACCUUCCUCUAAAGAGAAAGGCCUUACGAGACCGAAAAAAAUACGUGAUAAUAUUCCUGAAGAGACUCCGCAACCUGAAGAAAGACCCCUAGUGUAUGGGAAACCUAAGCCUAAAACGGAAGAGGACAGUCCAGAUGUAAAAUUUAAGUACAAACAAGGAGCUCCGAAGGAUAAUCUUCCCGAUGAAGUAAAGCUAAAGCCAUUUCCGAAGGAUAAGAAUGAGAGAGAUAAGCCAGAAAAAGAACUAUCCGUCGGAAAGCCAAAGCCAAGUGAUGGAACCAGUGACGUUGAGGAACUGUCGCCGCGAGAAAUACCAGUCUUUCCCGAUAAAAAGAGGAAGAAACCUAAAACUUCUUCACCUAGUAUAUCGUCGGAAGAAAUGAGCGUUGAACCGAUUCCAAUGUCCGAGAAAUCUCCAUCGGCGCCAGAGGAAACUGCUGAGACUGAAAUUCAAGCCCAAGAACUCGAUGACCAACCAUCGGAUGACAAUUACGUCACUCGAAUCGAAACCGUCGUCCAGAUAGAUGAAAGUGGCAAUAAAAAAGUUUCCAAAAGAAAGAAAAAGAAAGUUUUGAAAGGUGACAAAGAGACUACACUUGUAGAGGAGGUUCAAAUUCAUCGACCUGACUUGACUGAUAUAACUGAUGAGCUGAUACCUUCUUUCCCUGGGUUAGUGGUUGAGGAGGCUAAACCAGCAAUUGAAUUAGAUGACAAGAAUGUACCUACUGUAGUUGAAGUUAAAUCUUUCGUUGAUGGACAAGGACGCAAGAAGAUUAUUCGUAAGAAAACGAAGAAAACUGACGAAGGUGGGAAAGAGAUUUUGACUAUUGUUGAAGAAGAAUUGAAACAGCCAUUCGCUGAACAGCUAAUGGAUACUUGUCAGCCUCAUGGUUCUCUGCCAGAGGAAGGUACUACGCCUUAUCCACUCGAGAUUUCAAAACAUGAUUCGGUGACUAUUAAGGUUGAAACGAGCAUUCGAUCUGAGAAAAAUGGUCGGAAAAAGGUCACAAAGAAAAGAACGAAGAAGAUAUCCAAAGACGGUAAAGAGUCAAUAGUUGUAGAAGAAGUAGAACUUGAAAACCCUGAAAUUGCUGAUGUCGCGGAUGAGAUUGUGCCCCUUGCUGCAGGUUUUAAACUUUUAAAAUCGAAACCUGUUAUUGAACGUGAUGAAAAAGGCUUUUGUACACUUGUGGAAGUUAAACAUUUUGUUGACAAAACGGGACGCAAAAGAACUGUGCGUAAAACAUCAAAGAAAGUCUUAGAAGGUGAAGAUGAAAUUGUUACAGUGGUAGAAGAAGAUUUACAGCAACCUUCAUCUGAAGAAAAGCCAGAGUAUGUAGAUUUCGAAAGUCCAAAAUCUGUGAAGAAAGUGAAGCCAGAGAAAGAUGAAGGAAUAGUGACCAAAGUAGAAACACUCGUUUGCACGGACAAGAAAGGUAAGCGGAAAGUAUUCAAGAAAAGACUAAAGCAAGUUCGGAUGGAUGGUAAAGAUACUGAAGUAGUGGAGCAACUUCAAAUUGAUAAUCCUGAUACGAUAGACGUCAGAGAUGAAAUUUUGCCACUUGUUCCGGGUAUCGAUUAUAUUGAGACCGAGCCUGUGAUCGAACUUGAUGAAAAAGGCACUCCCACGGUAGUGGAAGUAAAAUCGUUCAUCGAUAAAUCAGGACGGAAGAAGACGGUCCGGAAAAAAACUAAGAAAACAACCGAGGACGGCAAAGAGAUUUUACAAAUAGUCGAAGAAGAAUUGAAACAGCCUCUAAUAGAAGAUGUUUCAACUGAUGAAUCACACCCAUUAAUUCCGACCACAACAGAAAUAAUCCAUUUGAAGCCAGAUAAACGGGAAAAAGAUAAUCUUACUAAAGUCGAGACAGUCGUACGCACAGACGAACGAGGUGAAAAAUCCGUCGUUAAAAAGAGAACUAGGCAGGUCAAACGAGACGGCAAGGACUCAGUCGUGGUAGAAGAAGUUCAGAUACUUGAACCGAAACUUACUGACCUAUGUGAUGAAAUUGUUCCCGGAUUUCCUUCCAUAGAAUUUGUUGAAGUAGAGCCUACAAUUGAGCGUGAUGAAAAAGGCAUUCCAAUAGUGGUAGAAGUAAAGUCCUUCAUUGAUGAGAAAGGACGCAAAAAAACAAUUCGGAAAAAAACGAAGAAAACUCUAACGGGUGGCAAAGAAGUUGUAACGACUAUUGAGGAAGUAAUUAAACAACACGCAUUUGAGGAAACGCCCCAAGAAACGGUUGAACUAUUUGGUGAAACUGCUGAGAAAAGAAAGAGACCUGUGAUGAAGGAUGUACCUGAUGAUGACACGAUCUUAACCAAAGUAGAGACUACUGUCCGCAUUGACGACAAAGGUAAAAAAACAAUUCUAAAAAAGAAAACUAAACAGGUCAAAAAAAAUGGCCUAGACUCAGAAGUGGUUGAAGAAGUACAUAUAGAUGAACCCAAGUUGACGGAUCUACUGGAAGAAAUUAUUCCCAGUCUACCUGACACUGAAAUCAUCAAAUCGAAACCUAUAAUUGAACGUGACGAAAAAGGUAUUCCAACUCUUGUUGAAACCAAGUCUUUUGUUGACGACUUAGGUCGUAAGAGAGUAGUUCGGAAAAAAACGAAAAGAACUUCCGAUGGUGGAGAGGAUAUCGUCACAAUUGUCGAGGAAGAGAUCAAACAGCCUGUGGUGGACGAUUUAUCAGAUUCAACAGUCAAAGAGUUAACUCCUCGAAGUCCAAAAGAUGUAAAGCCCGUGGAACAAGAUGCAACACUCGGAGAAACGGUUGUUACAAAGAUAGAAACUGUCGUACAGAUCGGACCAAAAGAUCAAACCAGUGUUGUCAAACGGAAAACAAAGAAGAAAAUAAUAAAUGGAAGUGAAAUUGAAACUGUCGAAGAAAAAAAUAUUUUUCAGCCAGUCAUCAGUGACAUCUCCGAUGAGUUGGGGCCAACUCCAUCUUUUUUCACCCCAGAUGUUGAUUGCACUCGAAUAGUUCCGUAUAUCGAAUUUACUGAGUCAGGAACACCAGCAGUAGUAGAAAUUAAGUCGUUUAUUGACAAAACGGGCCGUAAAAAAAUUGUCCGUAAAAAGACCGUUAGAGACAUUGGUGAUGGAGCAGGAACUGUUACCAUAACGGAAGAAGAUCUAACAGAAUGUGCCCCUGAGGAUGUAAUCGCUGAAUUGGCUGCCGUCGAAAAUUCACCCGUCCAAGAAGCCUUAACACGAGUCGUCGAAAGUGGUAAUCAAAAGACGAUUCGCAAACGCACUAAGAAAAUCGUCAAAGAUAAAAAAGAAACUAUCGUCACUGAAGAGAUGUUGGCCGAAAAGCCGGAAAUUGUUGAAAUAGCAGACGAAACCACAUUAGAUAUGCUUGCGUUGGAGGCUGUGCCUCAUGUAGAAUAUGAUGAGAAAGACAUACCAAUGAUAGUAGAAAUCAAGCCUGUCAUUGAUAGUCUUGGACGCCCCAAAAGUCUUAAGCGGAAAGUUAAGAAAUCCGUCCAUGGGCGUCAGGAAGUGGUGUCUAUAACUGAGGAAGUUUUGACCGAUAGCGUCGAGCCGCUCUCCAUUCAGAACAUUCCUUCUGAAGUAUUGGAAUAUACGGUUCAACCCAGAUCGAAAACUGAGGUGAAAAAAAUUGAAACUCAAAUCGAAAUUGAUACCCAAGGCGGAAAAAGAACAAUAAGAAGAAAAAAGAAAAAGGUAUCCGAAGACGGUAAGGUACUGGAAACCAUGGAGGAAAAGAUGUUUGAAGAACCUGAAAGUCUAGAAAGAGUAGACGAAUUGUUACCCGAAAUGCCUACCACUGAUGUCGUCGAAUUAACACCGACAGUUGAAUUUGACGAUCAAGGAACGCCAUGUAUCGUUAAAGUAAAAUCAUUUAUUGACGAAACCGGACAGAAACGAAUCGUGCGAAAGAAAACUAAGAAACAAUUAAUAGCUGGAAAGGAAAUAAUAACUAUCGUUGAAGAGCAAUUGAAGCAACCUGUAGUAGAAGGAUUGGAUGAUGAUGUGACUCACCCGCUGAAACACCUGUCUCUGAAAUCGUUAGAGCCACGAGUGGAAGAAGAACCAGAAGAGCAAACUACCGUUACUAAGAUUGAAACGAUUGUAACACUUGACAGAAGUGGGAAGAAAAAAAUCGUGAAGAAAAGAAAGAGGAAUAUUUUGGAAGAUGGUGUAAAAAAAGUAGUUGUGGAGGAAGAAUACAUUCAAGAACCCGAAAUCACCGAGAUAUCAGAUGAGUUAGCCCCAGUUCUCCCUGAUUUACAGCUCAUCAAAGCAAAGCCUGUUAUCCAGUUCGAUGAUGAGGGUGUGCCAACUGUUGUUGAAGUCAAGGCAUUUUUAGACAAAACUGGGCGUAAGAAAGUUGUCCGCAAAAAAUCUAAAAAGUGUGCGAAAAAUGGUGAAGAAGUUUUACAUAUAGUCGAAGAGUUCCUUAAACAGCCUGAAAUAGCAGAACUUCCCGACGAAAUUAGAAGCGCAAUAAAGCCAGAGAAAUCUUUCGAUAAACCUGCAAUUCCACAUAGCAAGCCGGAAGAAACCGAUCACCCCGUGAAAAAAAUAUCUUUGGUCAAGGAUAAAAAAGAUAGACCCGUAAAAUCUCCAGAGAAGAAGAAACCAUUGAAAGGUUUCUCUGAGCCAGAAGAGGAAGACAUCUUCCCGCAAGAGUCUGCAGCGCCUACCCAAGUUGUAACGUUUAUAGAUGAAAAUGGACGCGCAAGAACCAUCCGAAAGAAACCGAAGAAAACAAUUAUCGAUGGGAAAGUGACGAAAACCCUUGUUGAAGAAGAAAUAACACGACCAACAGUCUUAGAGUUACAAGACGAAAUAAACAAGUCUCUUCCUUUCGAAGUAGCACCUUCAGAUACAGCUUCGGUUCUAAGAGUUCCUAAAAAAGAUGAAUGUGUUACAAGUGUUGAGACCACCAUAAAAAUUGAUGAUGCAGGUCAUAAAAAAGUCGUCAAAAAAAGGAAAAAAAAGGUCGUUCAAAAUGGAGUUGAAAUUGACGUAAUCGAAGAAAAGCAGGUUAGUCUACCUCUAAUUUCAGAUGUUCUAGAUGAACUGGUUCCGGAUUGUAUUCAGAAUGAAGUUAUUAAGGCGACACCAUCCGUGGAACUUGAUGAGAAAGGUGUUCCUACGCUAGUUGAGGUGAAAGCUUACGUUGAUAAAUCAGGAAAAAAGAAAGUUAUCCGUAAGAAGACUCGAAAAAUGGUAGACGGGAAGGACGAAGUAGUAUCUAUUAUCGAAGAGGAAGUUCCGAUUCCUUCUGAUACUGUACCUGAUGCUACAAAACCUAUUGAAUCCUCCGAAGUUCCCCUUACUUCAGAAGAUGCUUACCCUGAUGAGGUUACUGUUACAAAGGUUGAAACUCUAAUAGAUGUUAAUGAACGGGGACCGCAGAAAGUCAAACGUAGGAAGGCUAAAAAAGUAAAGAAAGAUAACGAAGAAGUAAUAGUCGUUGAAGAUGUCCCAGUUCAUAUUCCCGACACGCCUUCGCUGUUCGAUGAUGUACCAGAGGACGUUUCGAACCUCGUUCAUGCUGUACCCAACAUACAGUCAGACGAAAUGGGCGCACCCAUCUUAGUUGAAGAAAAGGUAUUUUAUGAUAAACUUGGCAACAAGAAAAAGCUUCGAAGAAAAACGAAAAAAUCCAAAGUAGAUGGAAAAACUAUAAUCUCUGUCGUCGAGGAAGAAAUUUCACGACCCGUUUCAGAAAUUGUAUCCUCACAUGAUUCUUCAAAGCCUGAAAAAGCGUCUGACGUCAAGUUACAACCUAUUGAAAAGAAAGAGGCUGGUCCAAAAAAGCCAAAAUUCGCUGAUAUUAGCCAAGUCCCUCUGUUUGCAGAUAUUCAAUUGAAAAAGGCUCUAGUUAAACGUCCCACAACUCAAAAGACAGUCUCUAUUGAAAAAAUUUUACUCAGAAGUAGAAUAACUAGGAUCGAGUAUCCACCGUCUAUCAAACACCUCACCGUCGAAGAGUUGGAACCAGUUUUCGUGGACAAUGGAGUUUUAUCCCGAAACGUAGAAGAAUCGUUAAAGCUCAGGAGGAAAAAGCCCAGACGCUUCAAGCCAUCUGAAGUAGAUACUGCAGAGCUUGAAAAAUAUACACCCUUUGUAGAUGAGCCAGCUAAGGAGAUUCCGGACAUUCUUGAAGAUCGAAAGUCCAAACCAGAUGAAGUUGAGCCAAAAGAAGGGGCUCAACUAAGCCCAAAACUUGUACUCGGAAAAGGGAAAAUCCCUGUCAAAGAUUCAAAUAUUGAGGAAGUAACAUUGAAAAAAAUACCUCCAAAAGAGAAAUCUGAGGUAUCUUUAGGUAAAGAAAAACCCCAGAAUCUCAAACCGUCACGAACAAUUGAAGAAACUCCUCGUGAUGAUGUUAACAUUACUCUUAAACCGUUCGAUAAAAUUGAGACCAAGCAUCAGAUGGAUGAGAAACCGACUAGCCCAGAGGAAAUGAAGCCGUCAGAAGGAUAUCCGCUCAAACCAGACAAAAUGGGGCGAAAAAGAGCCAAAGUCCCUGAGGCUGAUCAACAGCCUGAGGACAAACCGCUUGUACUGGGACAACCAAAGGCAGGACCGGACGAAGAUUCUAAAGUUCUGAAACUUAAGAAGAAGCAAGGCCCACCACGAGAAGAUGCACCAGAUUCCAUAAUACUUAAACCAUUUGAGAAAGAAAAAGUGGAUGAUACGUUGCCAGGCAGAGAUAUUUCAAUUGGUAAACCUAGUCCCUUCGAAGUCCCAUCGGAUGCCGACGAAAUUAAACCGAAGAAAAUUACGGAUACUCCUGAUAAAAAGAAAAAGAAACUCAAGACUCAUGAGUCUCCUAGGUCCAAAGAUGUAUCCCAUUUGGCUCCAGAAGAAGUUGAAGAAUGCCCUUCAGAUGUAGUAAUGAAACCCGAACAAUCUGAUUAUGAUGAAGCGGAAGUGGUGAAAGUUGAGACAACUAUUCAAGUUGAUGAAACUGGACGUAAAAAAAUAAUUAAGAAGCGAAAGAAGAAGAUAGUAAAAGAUGGUCGUGUAACUGAAUUAGUAGAGGAAGUGCCUAUCGACAAUGCUGAGAUUAAUGAUGUCUUAGAUGAACUUGCACCCAGUUUACCAGGUAGUGAUUUAACCGUGGCUAAGCCUGUGAUCGAGAGGGAUGAUAGUGGUGCUCCCACCGUUGUCGAGGUCAAAUCCUUCAUCGAUAAAUUCGGUCAGAAAAAAGUGGUUCGUAAGAAAACAAAGAAGACCACCGAGAACGGGAAGGAGAUCAUUACUAUCACCGAAGAGGAAAUAAAACAGCCGUCGACAUCUGAAAUUUUUGAUGAAGAAGUGCAACCUUUAAUGCAACCGGAUGAGCAACAACUGGAGUCCGCUGUAGAGGAAGCUACGAUGGAAGAGGCUGUUGUAACUAAAGUUGAAACAUUUAUUUUUGAUGACCAAAAAGGUGGACGCAGAGUUGUGAGAAAAAGAACGAAAAAAAUGAAGAAGGAUGGAAAAGAAACUGAAACUGUGGAAGAAACGGAAAUAAAGCAACCGAAUAUCGCUGACAUAACUGACGAAAUUGUACCCACUUUGCCGUCCGUUAAGUUCAUCCAAGCAAUUCCUACCGUAGAAUUCGAUGAAAAAGGAACUCCGUCGGUAGUUGAAGUCAAAUCUUUUGUUGACAAUGUUGGUCGACAGAAAAUCGUGCGCAAGAAGACGAAGAAAAUAAAAGAGCAUGGUACGGAAUCUGUCUCUAUCGUUGAAGAAGAUAUCACGAAAAUAGCGCCACAUGAGCUAGUCGAAGAAUUGACUUCGCUGGAUAACAAUAAAAUAGAAGAAGAAUCAUUAUUGCGAGUUGAUGAAAGACGUCGAAAAAAAGUAAUUACAAAACGUACGAGGAAGAUAAAAAAAGGAGGGCGAGAACCCGUAGUUACAGAAGAAAUUCCAUCACGCGGCCUGGAAAUUACUGAGUUAACUGACGAGGCUGCGCCAUAUUUCACAGGUCCUCUCGAUAUUAUUGCUACCAUACCAGUAGUUGAAUUUGAUGAAAUGAAUAUGCCAGUCGUUGUCGAAAUCAAGCCAGUUUUUGACAUUUCGGGAAAUAGAAAACUAAUAAAGAGGAAGAUCAAGAAAAAAGUCCAAAACGAUAAAGACGUCAUUCUUAUUACUGAGGAGGAAGUGAAGCAAGUUACGUUUGAUGAACAUCCCGAGGACAUUACUGAGGGUCCAGUUGAAGGUCCCGAAGACGCUCAACCUGUAGUGGAGCAACCAUCCGAUGAGGAUAAUGAGAAUGCUAACACAGAGACAAUUACCGACACAAACGAAUCUGGUAGGAAGAAAUUUGUCAAGAAGAAAGUUAAAAAAUCAAUUCAGAACGGGAAAGAGGUCGUUGAAGUUGAGCACAAAUUUGUUGACCAGCCAGAAAUAACUGAUGUGACCGAUGAAGUAUCCGAAAGGUGUUUUAGUGAAGAAAGACAGCAACCCACGGUAGAAGAAAUUCCAGAUGAUCUAAUCGAAACGCCUGCAACUCAUACAGACUCAUUACGUCACGCGCCAGAAGAGGAGACUCCACUGAAAACGUUGCCUAAAAAAAUUUUGCGUAAAAAGGUAAAGAAAACUGUCAAAGAUGGAAAAGAAACCACCACUGUCACCGAAGAGGUCAUCAAACAAUCAGAGGUUGGCGAAUUUUCUGAAGAUAAAACGAGUCCAUCGAAGAUAGGACCCGUAGAAGAAGUAAUCGAAAAAAUUGAGACCGUCUCUGAAGUUGACGAGAAGGGAAUGAAACAGGUGAAGCAAAAAAGAACGAAGAAGAUUCGGAAGGAUGGACUUGAUUAUGUAGUGAUUGAAGAACUACCAGUUCAUGAAGCUGAUACAGAAGACGCCGUUGAAAUAAUUCCUGAAGAGUUGCAAGAAUCUGAAGUAAUCGAAGCAAUGCCAGUUGUCGAGUUAGACGAAUUGGGUAUUCCCAUUUUAGUAGAAGAGAAAGUACUGACUGAUAAAUUAGGUAAAAAGAAGAAAAUUCGCAGGAAAACGAAGAAAACGCCUCAUGGAGAGGAGGUUAUCACUGUUAUCGAACAAGAAAUUCCUGCGUCAACACCUCAGGAAUCAGAAUUACCAGACGUUCUUAAACCAGAAAAACCGUCGGAUCUUCAAUUGCUCCCUCUGAAGAAGAAAGAAAUAAGUCCCGAGAAACCAAAAAUCUCAGAUAUUAGUGCAGUGCCAUCAUUUGCCGAAAUUAAGUUAAAAAAGGCUCCCAUUCAACGACCUCGAGAUCGUAAGUCAGUGUCAAUGGAGAAAAUUUUAUUAAAAAGUAGACUUACAAGGGUUCCGUACCCUCCGUCGAUUAAGCAUUUGAAGGUAGAAGAUUUAAAGCCCGUUUUUGUAGAUAAUGGUGUCUUAUCUCGGAAUGUCGAAGAAUCCUUAAAAUUGAAAAAGAAAAGGCCUCGUCGUUUUAAGCCCUCCGAAUCGGACUUGGCAGACCUAGAUAAAUAUACGCCGUAUGAAGAAACUCCUGUAGAAAAAUCACCCCAAGAAUUAGGAGAACUCAAGCCCAAAAAAGAACCAAGUGAGAAAGAAGAAAAAUUGCCCUUGGCAACAAAACUAAAAAUCGGGAAAGGUAAAAUUCCAAAGGAAAUUGCUCAGUCUGAAGAAGUUACCCUUCGUAAAAUACCUACCAAAGAAAAGCCCUCUGAGAAGCCAGAUGAAACCGUACCGCAGACAUUAAAAUCAGUCCCAUCAGUUGUUGAUAAACGUCCGGAAGAUUUUGAAUACAAGCUGAAACCAAUAGACAAAGUAGAUACUUCUCACUCACCUGAUGAAACUCCCAUACCUGCUGAAACUGCAGCUUUUCCACAAGAAGAAACGCCUGCACCCCACAAAUCCAAAGAGCAAGUAGAGAAACCGAAAUUGGAAGAUUCCCAACCGGAGACAAAGCCUCUUAUAUUCGCUAAACCGAAGAAAAAAGGCGAGGAAGAACAUCCAAGUAUCAAUCUUCGAAAAAAGCAAGGUCCGCCCGAAAAACAUGUACCAGAAACGGUUGUGCUAAAACCGAUCAAGAAACCAAAAUUGGAAAAAUAUGACGCUGAAAAAGACUUGACAGUGGAAAAAUUAACACCUGUAGGUAGAAAGAGUGACGAUGAAGAGAUUGAUCUAGACAAAUUUAAAACAAGACCAACAAAAGAGAAAUCAAAGAAGAAAAAACCCUCUAAAAUACCUGUUGCAAGGCUUGAUAGCGAAGCUCAGGAAGGAAGUCUGCAGCCAGAAAAUACCGAACAAUUGAAGUCUUCGAGUGAAGACGAAAGUCCCAUGUCAGGAGCAAAGAAGUCAGAGGAUGAAGAUGUAGCCUCUCUGCCGAAGGAAGAAGUGCCUGAAGGUGCCUCAUUGCAAGAAUUAGACUCCGAGAUUGGUCCUAUUGAUCAAAUGUCCCCCUCAGAAUCAAAAGAUGAAAUUAUAAGUCAAAUUCCGCUACUCGUGGGCUCGAAAAAGAGAGCAAAAAAACCAAAGGCGCGUAAAAGUAAACCUGAUGACUCAACUCCGGAAGUAGCACCAGAAGAAAAACUCCCUGAAGAGGAAACUGCCCCUCAAUUAACUCCCGAGAGAAAGAAAAAACCGAAGUACACGCUUCACCCCAUGGAGAUAACGGAUGUCUCUCCUACCAAGCUAGAAUUGACGGACGUUGAUCAUUUACCAAGCUUUGCCACCAUCAAACUGAAAAAAGCGCCUAUUAAACCGAAGAAAGAAAUUGAAUCCGUGAAAUUAGAGAAAAUCCUUCUGAAGAGCAGAAUCGUGCGUUUAGAAUACCCUCCGUCCGAGCAAAAGCCCAAGAUAUCGGAACUUGAACCAAUUUACGUAGAUAAUGGGGUACUAUCUCGAAACUACGCAGAGGCACUGAAGGUGAGGAGAACCAAACCUAGACGUUUCAAGCCCUCUGAAUUGGAAUUGCCAGAACUUGAAAAGUUUGAACCAUUCGAAGAGACGCCACGUCCUGAAGAUCAGCCAGAGCAGCCGGAUGUGCCAAAGCCUGCAGAAAAACCCGCGAAGCCUGAAGAUGAAACCGAAAAGAAGCCAAGUCUACGUAUAGGCAAAGGCAAAAUGCCUCCCGGGGAAGAUCUCCCGGAAGUUGUCACGUUGAAAAAGAUCCCACGUAAAGAAAAACCCGAAGCUCCACCGGAAGAAGAUAAACCCCAGAAACUUAAACCGUCCCCUCAUCUGGAAGACAAACCCGCGGAAGACGCUACCUUCAAGCUAAAACCUAUCAAACCGAUCAAAACAACGUUCCCAGAGGACGAAACGCUUUUACCUGAGGUAACUGAGAAGGAAACGCCUGAUCAAUCACCUGAGGUAACAAAACCCAAGAAAAAGCCUAAAAAACCUGCUCCCGAAGCGCCCGCUCCGGAAGUAAAGCCGUUGGUUUUGGGAAAACCGAAGCCUAAACCGGAAGACGAAAUUCCUGACAUCAAUUUAAGAUACAGACAGGGCCCGCCGAAGGACGAAGUACCCGAAACCAUUUCCCUGAAACCCAUCCGGAAGGACAAGCCUGAGGAUACUGGUCCUGAGAAGGACUUGUCAGUCGGCAAACCUGCACCUAUCGACAAACAGCCCGUCGAAGAAGUGGAAAGUGACAAAAAGCCGAAGAAGAAACAAAAGAAGCCAAAAGCCCGUGAAAGUAAACCUGAUGACUCAACUUUAGAAGCAGCACCAGAAGAAAAACUCCCUGAAGAGGAAACUGCCCCUCAAUUAACUCCCGAGAGAAAGAAAAAACCGAAGUAUACGCUUCACCCCAUGGAGAUAACGGAUGUCUCUCCUACCAAGCUAGAAAUGACGGACGUUGAUCAUUUACCAAGCUUUGCCACCAUCAAACUGAAAAAAGCGCCUAUAAAACCGAAGAAAGAAAUUGAAUCCGUGAAAUUAGAGAAAAUCCUUCUGAAGAGUAGAAUUGUGCGUUUAGAAUAUCCUCCGUCCGAGCAAAAGCCCAAGAUAUCGGAACUUGAACCAAUUUACGUAGAUAAUGGGGUACUAUCUCGAAACUACGCAGAGGCACUGAAGGUGAGGAGAACCAAACCUAGACGUUUCAAGCCCUCUGAAUUGGAAUUGCCAGAACUUGAAAAGUUUGAACCAUUCGAAGAGACGCCACGUCCUGAAGAUCAGCCAGAGCAGCCGGAUGUGCCAAAGCCUGCAGAAAAACCCGCGAAGCCUGAAGAUGAAACCGAAAAGAAGCCAGGUCUACGUAUAGGCAAAGGCAAAAUGCCUCCCGGGGAAGAUCUCCCGGAAGUUGUCACGUUGAAAAAGAUCCCACGUAAAGAAAAACCCGAAGCUCCACCGGAAGAAGAUAAACCCCAGAGACUUAAACCGUCCCCUCAUCUGGAAGACAAACCCGCGGAAGACGCUACCUUCAAGCUAAAACCUAUCAAACCGAUCAAAACAACGUUCCCAGAGGACGAAACGCUUUUACCUGAGGUAACUGAGAAGGAAACGCCUGAUCAAUCACCUGAGGUAACAAAACCCAAGAAAAAGCCUAAAAAACCUGCUCCCGAAGCGCCCGCUCCGGAAGUAAAGCCGUUGGUUUUGGGAAAACCGAAGCCUAAACCGGAAGACGAAAUUCCUGACAUCAAUUUAAGAUACAAACAGGGCCCGCCGAAGGACGAAGUACCCGAAACCAUUUCCCUAAAACCUAUCCAGAAGGACAAGCCUGAAGAUACUGGUCCUGAGAAGGACUUGUCAGUCGGCAAACCUGCACCUAUCGACAAACAGCCCGUCGAAGAAGUGGAAAGUGACAAGAAGCCGAAGAAGAAGAAAAAGAAGGAGAAAGACACUCUUCUCGUUGAAAAGCGUGAUGGGCGAAAAUCGCCUUCUCCCCCCCGGAAGGUGACCCAGGCACCCCGAUUUUCAGAGCGGCUCCAGCCGGUCGUGACCGAGCAUGAUAUGCCGUGUGCACUUACAUGUGUGGUAGAGGCCGUUCCGUCCCCCGAGAUCACAUGGUAUUUCAAUGGCUUGGAAAUCUUCAAGUCAGAGAAGUACUCAUUCAUUGUAGAGGAGAACCGCGUGACACUGAAGAUACACGCCGUCCGACAGGAGGACGUCGGGGUUUACUCUUGUAAGGCGGCUAACUCGGCAGGCGUGGCCACCUCCACAGCCAACCUCAUUCUGCUAGAGCCGGAGGUGACGGGCGACGCGCCCAAGUUUACGGAGCCGCUGAAGCCGGUGCUGGCCAAGCCGCGCUCGGAGACGGUCCUCACAGCGGUGGUUGUAGGCUCGCCGCUGCCCACGGUCCUUUGGUUCGCCCGCGAGAAGGAAAUCGUCCCAGACGAAACCCACGUCGUAGAGUUCAACCCGGAGACGGGUCGCACUACCCUCACCAUCUCCGAGGUGACCGAGCUAGACGAGACCGUAUACUCCAUCAAGGCUGUCAACGUCUUCGGUCGGGCCGAGUGCAAAGCCAACCUUGUCAUCAGUGAAGUUCCGGUCGUGAAAGAGGUGUCUAAAUUCGAGGCCCCUGGCAUCAUUAAACCAUUGGAAGCUCUGACUGUACCUAAAGGUUCAACGGUGACUUUAGAGGCUGAAUUCACUGGUGUCCCUCAACCUGAGGUCAAAGUAUUCAAAAAUGGGAAAGAAUUAGAUUCAACAUCGGACUUGGAGGUCCAUCCAAACAAAUGCACCUUAACUUUGAAAAAUGUCAAAUCAAACAUCGCUGGAAAGUACGAAGUUCGAGCUAUUAAUAUUGUUGGUGAAGCGCGCACUUCAAGCUCUGUGACUGUAAUUGACAAAAUAGAUGAAGAAAUGGAGAAUGUCAAAGGCCCGAGGUUUAUUGAAGCUCUAAAGCCCCAAUUUGUGUGUGAAGCUGGUGCAGUCAUCAUGGAAGUUCUGGUUGACUCAUAUCCAACAUGUUCAUUCCAAUGGUUUCAACAUUCCACACCCAUCAAGUCAAGCCCAGAAUUGCGCGUCACUUCAGAAGCUAAUCGCUCAACAUUGAUGAUUGCAAAAGCAAAGUAUGAAGAUGCUGGUGAUUUUACUUGUCGGGCUGAAAAUGUUGCGGGCUCAGUAACGUGCACUGCUUCUCUUUCAGUCAUUCCAGAGAUGGAUGUAGCACAAGACCUCACUCCCCCCAGCUUUAUUGUGAAACCAAAAUCAGCAAGAGUCAUGGAUGGUCAACCGGUUCUCUUCAAAGCUAAGGUAACAGGACAUCCAAUACCUUUGGUAUCAUGGCUUCAUGAUGGUAAACCGAUCAAAGAGGGGAAGGUGGUCUCUGUAACACAAAAUAGCGAAGGUGUGUGUGAGUUGGCCAUCUCGGAAGUAUUCCCCGAAGACUGCGGUCAGUAUGUGUGCCAAGCCGUCAAUCCUGCUGGCGAAGCAGUUUGCUCUACAUUUUUGGCUGUCGAACCGUAUGAAUAUUCUCCUGAUUCUGAAAUAGCAUCAAUAACAGUAGGAGCAUCGGUGGCUCCUGCUCCUGAUGACUCAGACGAAGAUGUUGCUGAUAAGGACCUCUUGACUGAUGUCUCAGAGGAGCCGUCAGAUGUUGAAAUGGAUAAAGCACCGUACUUUAUUGUACCCCUGGAAGAAAAAUUAGUUGUUCAAGAGAAUGAUAUUGCAAGAUUUGAAGUCAAAGUUGAAGGAUUGCCGAAACCGGAAAUCCAAUGGUACAUUAAUGGUAACCCAGUAUAUCCUUCUGACAAUACAAAAAUUGAAGAUUUUGAAGACGGAACAUCUGUGCUAACGAUUCCUGAGGCCAAACCUGAGGAACAUUUGAUUGAAAUCAUGUGUGAAGCAGUGAAUGAAGCGGGUGCUUCCUCAUGUGUUUCGUACUUCGGUGUUGUUGGAACAAAAGACUACCGCAAACCGAAAUGGGUGACGGAGAUGGAAGCUCUCCAAGAAAAGCUGAAAGACACUCGUUCUCCACCUGUAUUUGUUCAAGAAAUCACAGAUGUAAGAGCACGAGAGUAUGAAACUGCUUCCUUCGAUUGUCAAUUUUCUGGAAAACCUUUACCAGAUGUUGUUUGGUACCGUAAUGACAAGAUGCUGUUCAAUUCUGAGAAUGUUAAAAUCUCCAUCAAGAACAACAGAAGCUCUGUCAAAAUUUUAAGUGCUAAACCUGAAGAUGCAGGAACAUAUGUUUGCAAAGCAGUUAGUGAUGUCGGGGAAGUUACGACAAAGGCCAAACUUUACUGCAUCCCCAGCGACAUGACACCUGAGGAAAGGGAAGCCUUUGAAUCCCAAAUAAGAGAUGAAGCAGAAGAAGAAAAAGAAAAUAAAGAAAUUAAAGUCAAGAAGAAGAAGAGAGUCAUCAAGAAGAAGAAGUCCAAGGAUCUAGAAGAAAAGCGGGGCUCUGUCCAAGAAACAGAGGCAGUACCGGAAACUGAUGAAACGAAAGAACUAACUCCAAAACCAGUUGAAGAGGGUGUUGCAGACACAAAAUUAGAAGUUGCCGAACCAGUUGAGGUAACAGCUGUCGCCACUCAAAAGAAAAUUGAGGAGAAAGUAGAAGAACUUAAGUCGGAAGUUGAAAUAGCAAAGAUCAUUGAAGAGUAUAAAGAGCCGAUAGAAGUAACUGAAGCUCGGGCAGAAGAGGUAGCACGUGAACUUGAGCCGCUUAAAGAACGGCUGCGGCGCAUGGCCAAGAUUCUGCGUCCAGUCCAAGAACCAGUCACCGUCACAGAGACUCGAUCUGAAGUAGAUGUAACAACAUUAAAGCAGCAACAAACGGUUACAAGAACGGCCAAGGCAUCCAGGACAACACAAGAAGCUAUCUCUGUGUCACAAGUCACAACAGAGGGGUCCACUGAAGAGCUUGUUGUUCCAAAGAAAACUCUUCGUCGAGCACAACCAGUGAUAGACAAACGAUUUGCUGUGGAAGUGGAAGAAUUAAUGAAACUUGUGAAUGCAGAAGAGUUUGGGCCAGGGAAGCAACCAUUGAAAGAAAUUGCCAAAGUUGGUAUCAUGCUGAGCAGCGGUGUUUCGACUGAAGAGGUUGUUACACAAUUCACGACUGCAUCAUUCCCUGCUUUGCGAACACCCAUUGCACAGGCAGCAAUGGUGUCCCUGGUGGAGAGGGAAGGACACAGCUCCCUGAUAUCACAAGUGUUCGAGCAAGAAACAACAACAGAGCAAAUCAUGACUGGUGUUUUCCGUGCAUUCCUCUCUUUUAUCGAGCUUAAACAUACAACAGUGGAGGAAAUUUUGACACUUUUCUCUCCAUCUGAUUUCCAGUCGGAGCCCUGGCAACAAGAGCAAAUUGCUAUGGCAUCAACGGAGGACAGAAAAUUAGAGACUGUCAAAGUUACCACUCAAGAGAGUAAAAAAGUUUCUAGGAAAGGAACAAAAAUUGUUCGCCAUGAUGAAACUGAAGAAUCAGUUGAAGAAACAAAAACACAAGUAACCACUGAGAGUAAACGGAGGGAAUCAGAAGACAGGCUGACAAUAACGGACAUAACAGAGGACACAACAAUCAAAAAUGCUACCGAUGAUGAAAAAACUAUCGUCUCUCUCACAGAAACAGUUGAUGAAGUUGUUAAUGAGAAAGGUAAAACAAUAAUCAAGAAAAAACGAGGAGAAAAGAAGAAAAAAGUGGUGUUUAAAGAUGAAAUUGAAGAAGAAUUGAUAGAAGAGGUCAUUGAGAAACAAAAGAAAACAGUAAUCAAAGGUGUGAAGCCGAAAGAAGCUAAGUUUGAUGAAGAAGUAACUGAGCCUAUCGAGCCUUUGAGUGUACCGUCCUUGAAAACCUUACCUAUAACAAGCUCCCAACAAGUGACUGAAUCAGUUCCUGGCCAGUCUGUUUCUCUAAUUGAUGAUGGACGAAUUUCUGCAGAAACAGCAAGUAUCGGGGUAUCUGUACAGAAAGUGGCAACCCAGCAAAUUGUCGAACAACAAGAAAAAGAAUCCAAAACAAAAACUUCCACUGCCCCCGAGAAGAAAGUAGCCAAGCGGAAAAUGAGUCCAACGGAGCCGUAUUCAAUCUCGCAGCCCAACGUAUUGGAUACGAUUGAGCCUCUUCAAAAAGUUGAACAAAUAGGGAAGAAAGCAUCACCAGCAAUCACACCGAAGGAAGGUUUAAUAGUGGAUGAAGUACAUCCUGACUCGAGUUUCAGCAGUACGCCUGAGUUUGUAAAACCUGAAACUCUAGCAUCCCGUACCGUAACUGAGCUUCACGCGGCUAAAGUCGUGUCAGAGACCGAAGUGUCCAUUAAAGAAGGGACGGUCACGUGCACGAAAUCUCAAACUGCGCAUGCAAAAAAAUCAGUCAUCACACAAGAAGGUGUUGAGGUGACUGAAAUCCUUGAGGGAGAGUCGGAAAUAGUUCUUCCAUGUGAAGCCAAGUCGAAUGAGCUGAAGCCUAAUGUUGAGAUCCCAGCAGUUGAGUCUGUUGUCAUUAGUGAAGUCUUCCCAGAAAUGAAGCCCGAUAAUUACCAACCAGAUCUUAAAGUGGCCACGGAAGUUGCAUCAAAGUCAGUUGUUCCAGAGAAACAGCUAAUUGUUACAGAUACAAUUCAGUUACCAGAAAAAGAGUCCUCCUACACUCCAGCGAGAUUGCCCAUCUCCCAACAAGCAGCUGUGGAGGUAAUGCCCGAAGACUCCAUGAUAAUUUCUGAGGUCCGAGUGAAUGAAAGCGAAGAAAAUUUGACACACAGCAAAGGACCUGACUUGACUCAUGCAGUAGAAAAAUUAGUGCAACAAGAAAGCAUCCAAGUAAAGUCUGUUCAAGCUCAAGAUAAAGAAGAAUUGUUUGAGACUUUUGCUCCUGAAAAUCGACAAGCAGAUGUACAACUUUCGGCUGUAGACUCACUGGUAAUGACAGAAACUCAGCCUGAAGAGCGUGAAACUACCUUGUCAGAGGAGGAAAAACCAACAAUGAAAAAGGUUGAAACGAAUGUCUGUUGUUUGGAAACUUCUUUAACAUCACAAGUGAUAUUCCAUGAAGCAGAAAGCGAGUUCAGCCCUAAGCAAAAGCCAACUGAAGUUUUACCUAAUACAGUCUAUCAACCACAGGAAUCUUUGUCUGUGACUGAAGCUAUUCCAGGCGAUGCUUUCUCUGAAUUUGUCAAGCCACUGAAAUUUGUCCCAGAAGAGGCUUCCGUUGGUCAUGAAAUGGUCGAAGCUACCCGAGUUACUCAAGUUAUAGCGCAAGAAUGUGAAAAUACAUUCACUGAGAAGACUCCAACAUUCUCUCACGGAUUACAAGGGGUUGUCCCUCAAACCAGUAUCACAGUUACAGAAUUGGAAACGGCAGAAAAAGAGAGUGGUUUACCCCAGCUUGAAUUGCCAGAAAGCCAUCGGAGCAAACCAGUUCCCACUCACCAUUUGCCAGUGGCAAAUGUUGAUGAAGUUUUGCCCAAUACUGCUGCAGGGGAUUUGGAGAAACAAAAACCUACUGCAGUUAUAGCCAAAAUUGAUCACAGUCCAUUUCAAGAAACUGUUGUGGAGGAAGCUGUCAUCGGGGAAGCUUACAGCAAAUUCAAAGAAGGAGUCAAGCGAAUUGGACACCAGGCAUCCAUCUCAUUUUCUGAGCAAGAUAGUGUGCAUAUAACAGAAACAAUUGCAGAAGACCAAGAAGUUCGUAUGUCCUCUCCAGAAAGGCUCUCAUCGCAAGUUGCAGAAUGCUCCAUUUUACCGCAGAAUACAGCAAUUAAGACUGAAAUACUACCAGAGUUAAGUGUCUCUCCCCUCAAAGAUGUCAAAAGUAGAACUGAUGUAGCUAAGGUUACAUCUGAAACUGCUUUUGAAAGUAUACAAGUCGUUGCAAUUGAUUAUGCAGAAAAAGAAAGUGAACUUAAGAAUGAUGUCAAACCUGAUGAGAAACACGCUGUACUUGAGUUAACUGAUGCAGUUUCUGGUAUCCUGGUCACAGAAAUUACUAGUGCUGAGUCAGAAACUGAUUUUAAACGUGAUUCUCCAGACAAACGCAAGGCAGUGCCUGGCUACUCUCCACAGUUAGUUGCUGAAAAAACUGAAAUUGUAUCCCAAAGUAGCGUUAAAGAAAUAAUCCGUAUUUCCCCGGAGAAAGCUCAUGGAGUUCCUGAGCAGGAACAAUAUCAAGGUUUAGAGCAGUCAGAAAUUGCACCUAUCGAGCAGGAAGGAGAGUUUAAAACCAAGGUAAAGCCAGAAAAGAAGAAAGGUAAACCAUCUAUAACAGAGAGUAGACUUAGUGCUGUUGUUGCUGAAGUAAAUCCCGACGAGAAGGAGUCAAUUUUGAUGCCUUUAGAAAAGCCAAAAAGUGAACUGGCACACACAGCUUUUACUGGAAAAAUUGUCGCUGAAGUGCUUGAAAAUAUGGAUCUCAGAACAGCAAAAAUCCUUGACACUAAGGAGUCUCCUAAAAAGUUUGCCCAUCGUGAGCAAUCUCCUCAAGAAGGUUUACUCGUCUCAGAAACAACAAUCUCUGAAAAAGAACUUUCCUUUGAAAAGACGCAGGCAGAUAUGAAAAAAGCUCGAAAAAGAAUUGAUGAGGUCGAAAGCUUGAUGGUCAGUGUUACAACUCCUGGUGACAAAGAGAAUCCUCUGGAAGAAAAUACAAAACCAAGUAUUGCAAAGGCGCAACCAGCUUUUACUGGUCAUCCUGUAGCUGAAAAUAUUGAAAUUAUGACUGAAUUAACAGCCACUGAUUAUGAGUCUAAGGAUGUCAAAUCUCACAUAGUUUCAGCUGUUCCUAUCCAGCCGGCUUCCGAGAGCAUCAUGCUUAGUGAAACUGUGGUACAUGAAUCGGAGAAAGUAUUGCCAAAGGAAGAGAGACCUACCAAAUCAAAAGCAGAUAUCUGUGUAACUGAGUCUGAAAGUUUGAUGGUCACGCUAAGCUCAUCAGAAAUCAAAGAAGAAUCUCUUCUACCUUCAAAAAUGCCCGAUUCGUCUGCAGCUGAGAUCAAUGUUGUCCCUCAGCAUCUCCCAUCUGCUGCAGAAGUAGUUCCUAAUGAAUGUUUAGGUAAUUUAGCUGUUUCAGCCCCAGAAACAAAAGAUGUUUCACAAAAGCUUAUCCCCUUAUGUAGUGUGGAAACAACUGUCACUGUACCCACAGACACCGAAAUUCAGUUACCUCAAUUUGUCAGUCCAGCCUCAAAAAGUGCCUCUUAUUCAUUGGAAAGUGGGGCUGAGAGUUUAAAUGUCACUGAAAUUCGUGUUCAAGAUAAAGAAGGAAUUUUGGAACAACCCCAAAAGCCCAACGUCAGUGCUACAAUGUCUCAACAGCCAUUUGAAUCUAUUCAGCAAGAAGAAACAAUUACUAUUGAGACAGAAUCUACUUUGGUUUCCAAACCAAAACCAGCCAAAUCAUCAGCUAUACCAACUUUGGAAACGGUAGAAAGUAUAACUGUAACAGAAGUUGCAUUUAAAGAUAGAGAAGAUGCUCUCAAGCUCAAAGCUAAACCGCAGGAAUUAUUGGCCAAGCGCAUUGUCCCAGAACAAGAGGGGAUGGAGGUCUCUGAGGUAAUUGUUAACACUGACGUUAAAGAUCUCAAACAUGAUCUUCAAAAACCGCUGAAAGCUGGUAUUAAAACUGUUCCUCAUGAGAGUUUGAUUCAACAAGAAAACAUCCUUCCGGAAAGUGAAGGAAACUUUAUAGGUGACAAGAAGCCAGCAACAACUGCUGCUCUAAUCUCUCUUGAGACUGGUGAUUCCGUCUCAGUUACGGAGACCUUUGUCCAUGAAAAAGAAACCACUUAUACAGAAUCCAAAAAAAUUCAACCCAAAACUGCAGGGACAGAUAUUACAAAAACUAGAAAAGUAGCUCAAAAAUCUGAAACAACAGUCAAUUUAUCGGUUGAAGACUUUGAUAAAUUUUCAGCACCUACUCUUGAAGUUGCAAAACCUGAUCAAGAAAAUUUGCACAGUGUAAUGGUCUCGGAGCAAUAUUUAACUGAAAAAGAAGAGGAAUUCAUCGGUAAAUUCAAACCAUUCUCAACAUCAGCGAAGCCAGCAAUUGAAAAAAGCAAAGAUGCUCAUUCUGUAAUGCAAGUCUUCCCUCAAGAGAGAGAAGGCACUUUUGAAGGCAAACCUCUUCCUUCAGAAAUUCCUAAUAUCGCUAUUGUAAGUUCAAAUCAAACUGUGGCUGAAACAUCUGAGGUAGGAGUUGAAUCAGCAAUUGAACCUUUAAGGGUCCAGCCAACAAAACCAAGUAAAGCCGAAAGAAGUCAAGACUAUCUACCAACAGCAGAACUUUCAGAAACAAUGGUUAAUGAGGUAGAAAGCUCAUUCUCGUCAAUCAAAACUCAAACAAAAAAAGUGUCAGUCAGCCUGAGUAAGCAUAAGGGUGUCCAUGUAUCUGAAAUUGUCAUUCAGGAAAGUGAAACGGAAUUCGGACCAUCAUCUAAACCAUUCUCAUCCACAGCAGAGCAAGACAUUCAGGCGCAUGAAGGAGUGGAAAUAAGCGAGAUUGUAACCCACUCUGAUGCGUCCACUCUUCUAUUACAAAAACCACUUUUAGCGGAGGCUACUCCAGAUCAAUCGUAUCUGCAAGGUUUAGUUCAAAAUGAGCCCAUCAUUCAAGAAUUCGGUGAAGAGUUUGAAGAAAAAUUCAAACCAGUUGGAAAGAAAGCCCAAAUAAGUCUCAAAGAAGACGAAGGCUUAACCAUCACAGAGAUUAUCUCUGAAGACAAAGAGCAACAGAUGAAAGAGCACUCAAAACCUUCUAUUCAAACAGCUGAAUCCAUCCUCUCAGAACAGGAAGCUCCGCAGGUUUUAGAAGUCGUUCCUGCUAUCAGUGAAAAGGGACUAAUACCAGAAAAGCCAACCAUGAGUGAAGCAAGUGUACAACAUGUUACUUUCACAAGUCUUACAAAAACCGAAAUGCUUACACAUGAGCACGAAACGGAAUUCUCAGAUACACCCAAGUUUGACAAGAAAAUUGCUGGAAUAUCUCUUGAAGAAGCCAAAGUCAGUCCAAGUGUAAUGAAAGUAACAGUCCAGGAAAAGGAAACAGAGUUAGUAGUUCCAGAAAAACCAUCCAAGAAAACUGCUAAACCAAUUCUUACCAGUAAAGAGCCUUUACAGGCACUAGAAGUUCUGCCAGUUUCUUCAACUAGUCUCUUAACAUCAGGAGACACCCCUAAAGCUAAAGCUGUGAAGACCCAAGAGCCGUUUGAAAGUGUAAUUGUUUCUCAGAGGACAGUGGAAGAAAAAGAGGACUCGUUCACUGGUAAGUUUGUACGACCAAGUGUACAACCCAAUGUUUUAAUGGAAGAGACAUCAAGUGUACAAGUCACGCAAGUAGUUCCAAAUUAUAAAGAAAAAGACUUACCAAGUGCACCUGAAACCGAUUCUUUUAAAGCCUCUUUCAACAUUGAAGGACAGCGAGUUGCGCAAAAGUCAGAGGUUGUUGUUAGUCACAAGACUGGAUCUUUUGAGCAGAAAACGGAAACAUUUAUUGCAGAAGCAGAUUAUAUUCCUCUUCAAAGUGUCAUAAAAACAGAAGUUGACACCAAUGAAGUUGAGCAGAAACUUGAAACAGUCCAGCCCGCAGCAGAAAAAGCAACACCAACACUAAAUGAAACCAAAGUCAGUCCUUUAAUUGAACAUGUCACUCCAGAAGACAAAGAACAACCCUACGAUGCUAAAAAGUCACCCGCAACUAUCACAGCUUCAUCCGAGGUACAGAGUUUAGAGGCAUUCGAGCAGACAGAAGUAAUUGUAUCAUCAUCAAUCAGAAAACUGAAAGAUGAAAAGCCAGACUCAAAGAAAGUGGAUGCUACUCAUUUACCCCUUGAAAGCUAUGAAACGUCUACCGUAACCAUUCAGGAUUCUGAAACCGUUUUAAAGAAUAAGUCGCCAAAAGCAACUGCAGUUGGUGAUGCAAAAUUUGAGGAAGCUAGAAGCCUCAUCAUGACUGAUGUGGUAGUACAAGAACAUAGUGACGCCAUGACAGAACAGACCACCAAGAAAAAAUCUGUCAAACCUAAAAGAAUCAACACUUCUAAAGAUGUUGCCAUCACAACAGAGGUUCUUCCCAUUACCUCUACAGAACCAUUUGAAACUUCUUCACCCGCUACACUUUCUGCAAGUGAAAUAUUAACCAAACCACACGAUCACAUCACAACUUACGCACAAACUGCCGAAGAAUCACUCACUCCCAUAUCAGUUGAGACACUACCCCACCCAAGGAUUCCUGACACUAAAAUCGAAGAAAGUAUGGCUCAGGUUGCUGUAACAGAGGUCCAGGCUGAAGAAAAAGAGGGAACACUGGAAACACAUGAACACAAACACCACAUCAACGCGACAUCAAGCAUUGCUCUUGCGAUACCAAAAAUUACAAACCUAGAAACAACAACAGAGAUGACUGAGAAUGAGUAUCUUAUAGAACGCCCUUCCUACCCUGGUAUAAUCGAGCGAAAAGAGGAAUAUUCCAUUGGCCCUUACCUUCCUGAGCAUUCUGGUUCAGAAAGAAAAAUUUUAACUACUGUCCUUAAAACAGGUAAAAGAAAAGAUUCUGAUGAAGAAAACACCAUAACAAUUCAAGAGGUAAUUGAAUUCGGAAAGCCACAACUGAAAACUCUGAAAACGUCAACAAAAGAAGACGAGGAAACCACCAUCAAAUCCGAUCAGACUACCGAGGUAAGCUUGGUGACCAAAGUUGAAACGCUGACCCAAGUCGACGACAAAGGCCGCAAGAAGGUGGUCAAGCGCAAGACCAAGAAAACUGUCCGCGACGGCAAGGAAACCGUCGAAGUGGCGGAAGAAGAGAUCAAACGUCCGCAAAUUGAAGAGCUGACGGACGAGAAACCGGAAGAGCUCCAACCGUUGGCGCCGAGCCCGGUGAGUGCCCUAGAAUCCGAACAGCCGACCGAGGAAAGCGUGGUGACCAAAGAUGAAACGCUGACCCAAGUCGACGACAAAGGCCGCAAGAAGGUGGUCAAGCGCAAGACCAAGAAAACUGUCCGCGACGGCAAGGAAACCGUCGAAGUGGCGGAAGAAGAGAUCAAAUGUCCGGAAAUUGAAGAGCUGACGGACGAGAAACCGGAAGAGCUCCAACCGUUGGCACCGAGCCCGGUGAGUGCCCUAGAAUCCGAACAGCCGACCGAGGAAAGCGUGGUGACCAAAGUUGAAACGCUGACCCAAGUCGACGACAAAGGCCGCAAGAAGGUGGUCAAGCGCAAGACCAAGAAAACUGUCCGCGACGGCAAGGAAACCGUCGAAGUGGCGGAAGAAGAGAUCAAACGUCCGCAAAUUGAAGAGCUGACGGACGAGAAACCGGAAGAGCUCCAACCGUUGGCGCCGAGCCCGGUGAGUGCCCUAGAAUCCGAACAGCCGACCGAGGAAAGCGUGGUGACCAAAGUUGAAACGCUGACCCAAGUCGACGACAAAGGCCGCAAGAAGGUGGUCAAGCGCAAGACCAAGAAAACUGUCCGCGACGGCAAGGAAACCGUCGAAGUGGCGGAAGAAGAGAUCAAACGUCCGGAAAUUGAAGAGCUGACGGACGAGAAACCGGAAGAGCUCCAACCGUUGGCGCCGAGCCCGGUGAGUGCCCUAGAAUCCGAACAGCCGACCGAGGAAAGCGUGGUGACCAAAGUUGAAACGCUGACUCAAGUCGACGACAAAGGCCGCAAGAAGGUGGUCAAGCGCAAGACCAAGAAAACUGUCCGCGACGGCAAGGAAACCGUCGAAGUGGCGGAAGAAGAGAUCAAACGUCCGCAAAUUGAAGAGCUGUCGGAUUUGGAAGCGGGAACUUUGAGGGACGAUGUUGUUUUCCCGAAAGAUAUAUCGGAGGAUCAAGGUCUUGAUUAUGUUUUAGGAAAAACGAAUGCUCGUAUAUCCUUCUCAGACACAAUGGAUGAAAUCUCUGAAGAAGUGGAGCCGUUUGACGUACUUCCGGUGGAAGAGGAAACUGCUCCAUCGAUUUGUGAUUUACAAUUUGCGGAUGUUAACGAGAGGAAGAUCAUAACGGCCAAUAACGAGCUGCAAGUAAUUGUUAGACGAAAAAUUUCAAAACCGGAAGAAGAUGGUGUUGAACUUAUGUUCGUUGAAGAAGUCGAGGAUGGUUUGAAUUUGAAGGAUAACCUUGAAGAAAUUCGCGGAACAUACGCUCGUCGUCGGAGUUCAUUAAUAUCUGAAGUAACUGACUUAGAUUUUCCUGUGAAAGAAAAGGUAACUAGUGUGCACAAUGAAAUCGUGACAACGUUCGGGAAAGAUGGUGUUCAGAAAAAAGUUAUUCGUUUAGUUACCAAAACGGUUGAUGAUUUAGGUGAGCAUGUUUCAAUUGUGGAGGAAGAUGUUGACGAUGUAGCCAAAAAACCUGAGGAUUUCCGAAAAAUGUCUUUGACAAUAACAGAGUUACCAUCAGAAAAUGAUCAGGAUGACACUCCGAAAUCUUCCCUUCAGCGCAAUGUAUGUCCUGACACUGAAAAUCUUUCUGAACCAAUUCUUAAUGAAGGAAAGGGUUCUCCGAAUAGUGGACCAAUUAAGAAAAAGGAUGCUCGCAAAGUUCCACCGAGGAAAAGAGAUGUUAAGAUUUUACCGGAGGAAGAAGAGCGUUCUUUCAUAUUAGAUACUCAUGAUGCACCAGGCCCACAUGAUACUAUCCCUCUCGAAGAAGUUCCAGAAGUACCUGAGGCAAAGGUCUCCAAAAUUCCAAAAAUGAAACCCAAGAAGAAAUUAAAAGAGCCAAAAGAAUCCGAAGAAUUUCCUGAAACCGACUCCUUGCAACCACCCAAGACUGUUGAGAAACCGGAACUUAAGGAGGAAGCAUUGACGCCGAUGAAGCCAAAGCCCGGGAAAGAAAAACCUACACUCCAAAAACUGGAACGAAAAGAGGAAAAACCGAAAAUGCUGGAGACAAAAGAAGUGGAACAGCCAAUUUCUCUUACAUCCAUCAAGUUGAAGAAACGUCCCGUGCCUCAAAAGAAAGAUAAAGAAGAGCCGAAAGUUCCAAAACCAUUGUUGAAAAGUCGAUUAGUUCGAGUGGAAUACCCGCCUUGUGAAAAAACGCUUGUUAUCACUAAAAUGCAGCCUGCCAUGCUUGAUCAUGGAAUCUUGUCUCGGAACUAUCAAGAAGCCUUGAAAAUUAAGAAACCCAAACUUAAAACCAAGAUCCUACCAGACUUAGAGCCUGUUAAACUUGAAGAGUAUGUUCCAGAGGUUUUUGAGCACCAUCCUGAGAAUGUUGUAGUAGAGGAGACAAAAUUCCAGCAUCCGUUGAAACUUGCGCCAAGAGGAGAAGAAAUUGAAGAAAAGCACUUAGUAUUAGGCAAAGGCAAAGUUCCCGUACAAAUUGAUCAUGAAGAAACAGUCACCCUCAAGAAGGUGCCAUUUGAGAAACAGAAGGAGGAGCCUUUGGUUGAAAAGACCAUCUCAGAGAAACCGACUCUAUCAAGAACAGAUCGUAAACCCUCAGAAAAAGAAAUUUCACCCCCCAAAUUCAAGCCUAGUUCUUUUGAGGAUCAUGAUGUUGAACGAGAGGAUCUCGAGUCACCUUUGCAGCAACCUGAAACUAGUGAAGUAGCUGAAAAGAAACCAAAAAGAAAACAGCCCAAGAAGAUUGACACGCAGGAAAUUCCUGAAGAAAAAUCUAUUCCAUUAGGGAAGCCGAAAGAAAAAUUGCCAAAACCUGAAGAGGAUAUUCAGCUGAAAUACAAACAGAAACCAAAAGAGCCUGAGCCUACUGAACAAUUAAAUUUGAGACCUAUUCCAAGAAAAGAAGAUGUUGCCCCUCCUGAAGAGAAAGUAAUUGAUUUUAAACCUCCAGAAGAAAAAGAUAAGCCCAAGAAGCCUGACGUUGAUCAAGAUGAAAUCAAGAUCGCCAAAAAGAAGAAGAAAUUGAAAAAACCUGAAAAAUCGCAGGAAGAAGAGCAGCCAGAAGUUGAAGACGAAAAGCUACCAGGAGUUGAAAAAGCAGAAGAUGCACCCAAGGAGGUAGAAAAGUUACCAGAAAAGAAGCCAGAAAAAUUGCCUCAAAAGUUGGAACCAACGAAACCUAAAACAGAAGAGCUUGAAAAACCCAAGUCAAAAGAAGAAAAAACUGAUCAGCCUGUCCUUCCCUUGAAAAAAGUCUCUAAAAUUCCCAAAAAAAUAGAGCCAAAAACAACAGAAAUCCCAAAAAUCCAUUUGAAAAGUAAGUUAAAAACUGUGCCAUUUCCAACAGAAGAGAAACAUCCUGUCAUCACUAAAUUAGAACCAGUUCAAGUAGACCACGGUGUACUAUCCAGGAACUAUGAGGAAGCUAAGAAACUUAAGAAAAAGAAGGUAAAGCCUCUUAAAUUGUCUGAUCUGGAGCAGACCGAGCUUGAAGAAUUCAGUCCAACAGAGUUCACGAAACCAGAAAAAGAAGUUUUUGAACCUGAACUUCACAAGUUCAAACGUGAAAAACCAGUUCGCAAGGGAGAAAAACCAGAUGUUCCAGAUUUGAAGCUUGGAAAAGGACAAGUACCAGAUGUAAAAGACGAAAAAGAGGCAGUUACUUUGAAACCUAUUCCCGAAAAAGUACCUGAAGUAAUUGAGGAAAAACCUGCCCCCAAGAAAAAGUUGGUGGUGAAACCAAUCGAUGAUCAAGAAGAAAUUGAGACAACUGUUUCAUUGAAACCAAUUAAAGCGCCCAAAAAAAGUGUCGAAGAACCUGAGAUUGUAGAUACGGUUACAUUUGUACCUGCACGGAAGAAAACUGUGGAAGACAUUGUCCAAGAUUUCAAAAUUGAAUUGAAUACCUAUGAUGAGGAAGACGUCUCAGUCUCAGAAAAAGUUGCUUUACCAACUUCAAUAAAAAAACCGACUGAUGAAGCGCCAGCUUCUUUAACAGUUCAGCUCAAGCCUUCAGAAGAGGAUGAGCAACCUGCUGAUGUGGUUGACGAGGUCAAAGUCAAGAAGAAAAAACCCAAGAAAGAAAAAGGUAAAUCCGUAGCUGAGGAUACACCCACAGUGCCAUUAGAGGAAUCGAAACUAGUAGAAGAGAAGAAACCGGAAGAACUAGCGACUGAAGCAACUCCCUCACCUAUUAUUCCAGAGGAGUUGACACAUAGAGAAGAGAAACCAGAGGUUUUAUCAGUGGAACCUCAACCAGAGGCUCCUGUUGAAGGGGUGAUAAAGAAAAAGAAAACGAAGAAAUCGAUCACUGAGGAGUUAGUAGAAGUUCAAGUUCCUAAACCACUGCCUGAUAAAAAACUUGGUGAAGUCGUGGUAGAAGAAGUGAAAUUAAAAACAAAGAAACCCAAGAAGUCUCUUGUGGAAGACCUUACCGAAGAAAUCACAAUUGUAAAAACGCAGUUGGAAGAAGCAAAGCCUGAAGAUGUUCAGGUUCAAGAAGUAAAAAUUUCACCAAAGAAACCAAGGAAGUCCAUCGUAGAAGAGGUCUCUGAAGAGGUAACGAUCGUGAAACCAAAAUCAGAUAAAGAAAAGCCUGAAGAAACUGCUGUGGAAACAUUGAAAAUUAAACCAAAGAAACCGAAGAAAUCAGUUGUUGAGGAAGUUGCAGCAGAAGUCACGAUUGUUAAACCUCAGCCAGAUGCAGAAAAGCCUGAGGAGGAGGUCAUAGAGGAGGUGAAAAUAAAGAAGAAGCCCAGGGUUUCAGUCACAGAGGAAAUCAUUGAAGAAAACAUAACUCUGAAACCUGGACCUAAGAAAGAAGUAUUGGAAGAAGUGACCUCAGAAGAUGUUAAAGUUACACCGAAGAAACCUAAAAAAUCACGCACUGAAGAGGUUGCUGAGGAAAUAACAAUAAAGAAACCUGCUAAAGAAUCAGAUGAAGAUGUAGUCAUGCAAGAAAUCAAAUUAAAACCAAAAAAGAAACUUGUGACAGAAGAGGUUUCAGAGGAGGUUACCAUUACAAAAUCACAAGUUAAAGAAGAAAUCCCUGAAGAAUUUGUAAUAAGACCGAAGAAACCUCAAAAGACGCUUCCAGAAGAUGUUUCAGAGGAAAUCACUAUUUCCAAACCGGUAAAGAAAAAAGUUGGCCCCGAAGAAACGAUGAGUGGAGAAAUUAAAUUAAAGAAAAAGAAACCUAAGAAAACAGUCGUGGAAGAAGCAGCCGAUGAGAUUUUAAUUCAGAAAGAGGCAGAGAUAGAGGAGGAGGAGGAGCCUCAGAGCGUCACCAUCGAAGAGCUUGUCGAUCAACCAGAUGAAAAAGAUUUGACUGAAGAAAAAACACUCAAGAAGAGGAGACCCUCAAAACCAAAGGUAGAAGAAACAGAAACAGUCACAACAGUCAAACAGAAACGCAAAAAAUCCAGUGUCGAUGAAAGCAUUUCUGAAGAGGUUACCUUGGUGCAAAAGAAACCAAAGAAACCUGUGGAAAAAGUCUCAGAUGAGACUACCAUCAUUAAAGAAACUGGAGUGGAUGAUUCAGAGGAUAUAAGUAUGAUUGAAGAGCUGCCUGAAGAGGUGACUUCUCAGUCAUUUAAGCUGAAGAAGAGGGUCGAGAAGCGGAAGCCAUCGGUCACUGAAGAGGGUGAAGUUGAGUUCUCAAUAAAAAAAUCCAAGCCCAAACCCAAACCACAAGAGGAAGUAUCAAUGGAGAGCGAGUUUACACUUGUACCUCGAAAGACGAAGACUGUUGAGGAUAUUGAUCAGGAAUUCAAGAUCUCCCUCAACACCUAUGAGGAGGAAGAUGUAUCAAUGACUGGCAAAGUGAAGUUGGCACGGAAGCCGUCUCUGCAACCGAAGCUUGAGGAAGAGUCUGCAGAACUAACAGUUCAGAAGGAGGUGACUAUUAAGGAAGAAGAAGCUGAUAUCAGUGUUCCACUUAAAAGGAGGAAAAGUUCCGUAGUGAAGUACAGUGUGGAAGAGGUUGACGAGGAGGAAGUCCAGGUCAAGCGAAAUUUGAAGCAGCGAAAGAGCAUUAUCAGUGAAGAGGAGUCAUUAAAUAUCAAAGUCAAACGAAAACCAUCAGCUCCAUCCUUCCAUCAAGAAACAGUCACCACCACCAUCACUCGAGAACAAGAAUUUGAAGAAACAACAGAUAUUGAUCAUGAAGGAGAAAUUCUGUUUUCAAUUUGUUCGUAUGUCGCUGAGAAUGAAGAUGCCCUCAGCCUUGUUGAAGGUGAAAGAGUCUAUGUUCUAGAGAGCACAAAUCAGGAGUGGUGGUUUGUGAAGAAACACCUGACAGAAGAGAAAGGAUGGGUUCCAGCUGUUUACUUGCGUGAUGAAGCCAGCUAUGCCUUAUAUGUGCAGAAGAAAUUGCACGAGAAAAUUGACAAACUCCCUGUCUUUAAAAAACCAGAACCAGGAGACGCCACGUCUGCACCAAAAUUCAUUGAGAAACUUCAGCCCAAGCAUGUGCCUGAUGGAGCCACUGUGCAGUUUGAAUGUCAAGUUGAAGGCAAUCCGCGACCACAAAUUACUUGGUUCAGACAAACAGCUAUCAUCAAGCCAUCUCAAGAUUUUCAGAUAUUCUAUGAUGAGGACAAUGUUGCAACCCUGAUCAUUAGAGAAGUAUUCCCCGAGGAUGCAGGAACUUUUACCUGUGUGGCGAAAAACGCUGCAGGAUUUGCGUCUAGUACGACUGAAUUAGUUGUUGAUGCUCCAUUAUCCGAGCAUGGAUCCGAUAUAACUGGGCAUUCUAGAAGAAGUUUAUCCAGAGAAUCAUCUUUAGCAGACAUUAUCGAAGGCAUCCCCCCGACUUUCUCAAGAAAACCAAAAGCUAUUUGUGCAGAUGAAAACACUAAUGUCGAAUUGGAGUGCCGCUUUGUGGCUGUGCCUGAGCCGGAGGUCUCAUGGUACUUCAAUGGCAAGGAAGUUAAAUCAUCGGAAACAGUGACUGUCAUCACACAAUCAGACAUGCAUAGCUACAGUAGUAGAGUAGAACUUAAGAAAGUCACCAAGAAGCAGGAUGGGAAGUAUACUGUCGUAGUGAAAAACCGAGAAGGAGAGGCAAAAAUAGAUAUUGUCUUGAAGGUGAAAACAGGUGAAGAAGAGCCACCUCAAAUUUUGGAACCACUACAAGAUGUGACCAUAAGUGAAGGAGACAGCGUCGUUCUAAGUACGCAGAUUACUGGGAACCCAGCUCCAACUGUGAAAUGGUUUAAAGAUGGCAAACCUGUUUCAAAGAACCUGACUAAGUCUCAGCAUGGUAUUCACUCUUUGACGCUCAUCAAACCUCUGCCCUCGGACUCUGCGCGGUACUCAGUCACAGCAACAAACAAUUUGGGAACUGUCCAGACUGGAGCCACUUUAAUUGUUGAAGCCCUGAGCGACCUUCAGUUUGAGGACUCAGUCACUUUGAUUAUACCAGGGCUAAAUGUCCCUCCACCUACUAAAGUUGAAACUGAAUUGCCAGGCCCGCAAGCACCAUUAUUCGUUGAAAGAUUCCAAGAAUUAACAGUCAAAGAGAAAGGCACCAUUAAACUUUAUGCAAAAGUCACUGGAAAUCCUGUUCCCAUCAUUACAUGGUUUAGAAAUAACAAACCAUUGCUGGACUCACCCAAUAUCAAAGAAACCUUUGAUGGAGAGAACAUUGAACUUGUAAUCAAGAAUGCAGAUUCAGAAAAAGAUGCGGGUGAUUACAAGUGUGUAGCUUCAAAUAACCUGGGUACAGCUACACAUGGUGCAAGGAUCACAGUUGACGUGGAAAAAGUAACAUUUACGAAGAAGCUCAAGUCUAAAUUUGAGGUAGAUGAAACAGAAACAGUCACUCUCGAGUGUGAAACAUCUCAUACUGUUUCAACAAAAUGGCUACAUAAUGGCAAAGAGUUGAGCGGAAUGGACCAUCGAGACAUUGUUCAAGAUGGACGUACGCAUAAAUUGAUCAUUAAACGUGCCACACCCCUAGAUUCAGGCACCUACACCUGCUCAGUCAAGAACCAAGAAACCAGCACAACGGUUACGGUUCACAGCAUCAAACAUGAUUUCUUGCGGAAGCUGGAAGAUCUAGAAGUGACAGAGCAAGAAACAGCUGUUCUGGAAGUAGAAAUUUCAUCUGAAACAAAGGAUGUAAAGUGGCUUAAAGAUGGAAAGGUAAUUAAACCCAGUGAGAAGUAUGUGACAGAGCAGCAAGGCCCUGUUCGGAAGCUACUCAUCCGCUCAACAUCGGUGCAUGAUGAGGGUGAAUACACAUGCUCGGUUGAUGACAAUGUUUGCUCCGCUGAAGUAACCGUAGUAGAGCUUCCUCCAGAGAUUAUUACCAAGAUGCAAGAUCAGACAAUUUCCAAAGGCGACAAAGCAGUGUUUGAUGUGGAGCUGAGCAAAGGCGAUGCUUUGGUCAGGUGGUUUAAGGAUGACAAAGAACUACAGUUCUCGGAGCAUGUUCAGCUUUCGAUCGAUGGAAAGAAGCAAAAACUGAAGAUUUAUCAGACGCAGUUGGAGGAUAGUGGCGUCUAUGCCUGUCGUGUUGGUGACCAAGUAUCUAAGGCUAAACUUACUGUCGAGGAACCUGCUGUAGAAUUCGUCACAAGACUACCGGAGGUUACUCUUGUGCCAAUCAAAACGGAUGCUAUAUUUGUUGUUGAGCUCUCAAAACCUGAUGUAGAAGUUAAGUGGCUGAAGAAAGGUAAAGAAAUCACAGAGUCUGAUAAGUACAUAAUCACUUCAAGUGAUACAACCAGGAAACUUAUCAUCAAGAAGACGACUGUAGAGGAUCAAACGGAUUACACUUGUGUUGCAGCCAAUGUUAAGACGACAACAAAACUUAAGUGUGAAAUUACAAAAACUCCUCCAAAGAUAGAGGCUCAUGACACAGAGUUUAAAGUUAAGACAGGCCAGGAUGUCACUUUCACAAUAAAAUUCUCAUCAAAUCAACCUGUGAAAGAAGAAUGGACUGUUAAUGGAAAAGUUAUUCAAAAGUCCAAGCGGGUGAGUUUUAGCUCUGAUGAGGAGUCAGCAAGCCUAACAAUAAAGCAAGUAGAAAAGAGUGAUGUUGGAAAUUACACACUUAGAUUGGUCAACAAUAGUGGAGAAGCAUCUGCAGAACUGACACUCAUUAUGCUAGAAGUUCCUGGUGCGCCGGACAUUCCUGAAGUUGUUAUGGUUACUGACAACUCUGCAACCUUGCACUGGAAACCUCCGCAAUUUGAUGGAAAUACACCCAUAACUGGUUAUGUAUUUGAACAUCAUGACAAAGAUGAAUUCAUGGUAUGGAAGAAAAUUGAAACCACUGAAACAACGGUAAAAGUAACAGGGCUUGAGAAGAACCAUGAAGUGAUGUUCCGCGUUGCGGCAGUCAAUGAAGUAGGAGUUGGACCAGUUUCGCAAAACACUCGUUACGUAAAGAUUGCUGCUCCUCUCUCAACUGAAGCUCCGCUGAUUCAAGAUUCUCUGAAAGAUGUUACUGUCGGUCUGAAAAAACCAUUGACAUUAGAAUGUGUGGUCAGCGGAACCCCAGCACCAGAAAUCAAAUGGUUCAAAAAUGGAACAAUCAUCAAGUCCAAGUCAAUAACUUAUGAAAACAAUGUUGCAAAGUACAAAAUUUCAGAGGCAUUGGAAACAACGCAAGGGACUUACACUUGCCAAGCCAAGAAUGAAGCUGGAUCAGCUGAAACUAAAUGCGUCGUUAAAGUUCAAGAUACUCCCAAAUUAGAGUGUGAUGAAGCUCUGACUAACCAAACAAUGCGGGUCAAAGGUCAAUGGAAGGUUGAGGUAAGGUUUUCUGGAUUCCCUCGGCCAGAAAUCAAAUGGCAGAAGAACAACGACACUAUCACAGGUGACAACCGGUGCAAGAUCUACAUUGAUGAAGAAAGUACAACAAUUGCCAUUUACUCAGUGGAAAGGACGGAUAGUGCAACGUAUACUGUGUCUGCAACAAACAGCGCAGGCACUGCUACAACAAAAUUGGUGCUCCGAGUUAUAGAUGAAGAGAAUACUGGAGACGAUGAAGAUUCAGGCGAUAAACCUGGGAAACCUCAAGGACCUAUCAUCGUAGAAGAAAUGGAUCAAACCGCAGCCACUAUCCAAUGGAAGCCGCCAACAGAUGAUGGCGGUCUUGAGAUCUCUAAAUAUUCGAUUGAAAAAUGUGAUACAAACAAAAUGAUCUGGAAGAAGGUUGGAGACGUAAAUAAAGACAUAUCGGCCUACUCUGUUCAAAAGCUGGAGGAAGACAGCGAGUACAUGUUCCGCGUCACGGCGCACAAUCCAAUCGGAGUUUCAGAACCACUAGAAAGUGAACCAAUUACAAUAAAAUGUAAAUUCGAUAAACCAUCACCUCCACAAGGUCCGCUGGAUGUCACUGAUAUUUCAGAUACCGCAAUGACAAUUUCUUGGCAGCCCCCGAAAAAGAGUGGUGGCACUGUCAUAAUAGACUAUACUGUAGAAAUGAAAGAAUCAAAUAGUAACAGUUGGCGGAAGGUUGGAGUCACCAGUGAAAGACAUCUACACAUUGAAGAUUUGAAGAAAGAUGAAUCCUACGAUUUCAGGAUAACUGCAAGAAAUCGUAUCGGCGAGAGUGUGCCAUAUGUCGCAGAAGAAUCUAUUAUUGCUGGUAGAGAAAUAAACUUCAGAGCGGAAGCCCAGUUAACGAUCAGAAUCCCAGCCAAGCGGCAGAUCAGCCAACCUGCAGAAGAAUCAUCCACUCCAGUUGCUUCAGCUCCUACUUCAGUUGCUUCAGCUCCUACUUCUGCUUUAGCCUCUGCCCCAGCUGUAGCCCCCGUAGCUCCAGCAUCGACCCCCAGACCAUCUAGACCUAGAAUGACUGAUUCACCCCCAAAGACAAUCCUCAGCUUCAAAAAUGCCCGAGGCCCAGCGCCAGAGGCAGGAGCAGAGUUUGAAGAGGAAGUCUCAGGUCUUGGUUUCACCAAGCAUCCUAUCCCACCCUUACCAAAAAUUCUCCCAACCGGUCCAGCUGUUCCCUCUGCUCCCACUGCAUUGGAAGUCACCAACAUCUCUAGUAAGAGUGUCUCGUUGAGAUGGAAACAACCAGAAUUCUUAGGAAAUACCGAAUUAACAGGUUACGUUAUAGAGAUGCAAGAUUCAGCCCAACUGAGGAUCAAAAUCCGAUGGGAGAAAGUUGUCACAUUAGAACCAUACAUCAUGGAAUAUACCAUUGAGAAUCUCAAAGAGAAAUCCUCCUUCUUCUUCCGCGUUCUAGCAGAGAACAAAGUCGGACUAAGUCCUCCAGCGUCAACUGAUGUGAUUGCCUUGAAAACCUCAGCAACUAUUCCGUCCCCUCCAACUGCACCCCUGGAGACAAGAGUCAUCACUGCAAACUCAGUGGUCCUUGCUUGGGGCAUUCCGGAAACAGAUGGUGGCUCUCCAGUCAAAGGUUACGUCAUUGCCAUCAAAGACAAAUCUAAGAAAAUGUGGAUGGAAGUUGGAAAGGUCAAGGCUGAUGUCCAGAAACUGACGGUUAAGGACUUACAAGAGAAUCACGAAUACAUGAUCCGAAUUUUCGCUCGAAAUGAAGUGGGUCUAAGUGAACCUCUCGAAUCCGAAGAACCGCUAAAAAUGCAACGACCAUCAGGAGCUGAAGACGCAGAUGUGGAAGAGAUCUCGGGCAUUGAAAAGGAUACGCCAUCGCUCAGUUUUAGCACAGAGACAACUACAUCAUGGCUUCGGGAAGCAAAUAUGGACGCAGACAUCAGGACUUAUGCUCGGGGCUCACUCCUGCGUAGGAGUGAAUAUUUCUUCCGCAUUUGGUAUUAUGCUCGACAGCUGUUUAAAUAAGAGUAAUUCUAAGGUCCUCACUCCCUUUUCCCAAAACUCCUUCAUUUUUUCUGAAGAAUAUAUUCCUGCCCCUAUUCCACUAUAUUCGUAAUUAGAUUACUAUCCAUUGCCUCUCCGUAAGAGUAUAUUAUUAAAAAAUAUUUUUUUGCUCAAAAAAUGUUUUUGGUUGCAACUCUAAGGCCAGCUUGAACAGUAAGAUUCCCUUACUGGUUUAAGAGUUCUUGAAUAGAACGAUAUUAUUUUUGAAGUAGAUGAGAACAUAAAGAGAAUUACAGAGGAUAGAAAAAUGGGGAACCUCGUCACAAAAUUUUGUAAGAGAAAACUUCUGUACAGCUUCCAAUUUAGGGUGCUAGUACAAAGUAAGCAUUAAAAAUAAAACUAUUGCAACAUGUUCUUCUUUCUUUGUAUUUCCCUGCUCCAAGUUCAAACUAGAGACUUUAAAGUUGCUCAUCGAUCAUCCUACUUGGAUUUUGCACUGGCUAAUGAGAGCGUCAAAAAAGGCAUUAAUGAGCCCCUUUAAAGCUUCAAGGUUGAAUUUGAAGAAGAGCUUGAAGAUUUAACUUGAAGUAAAACGAAGUGAAUUUUGACCAUCUAUUUUGAAUCACAAGUAAGAAUCUAAGGAAUACCAUUACAUUUUCCUCUGGUUAUUUUUCAAAAAUUGUACGAGGAAAAUCAUUUUCUUCUAAUUUUUUUAUCCUCUGGCCUAUCCUCUGGAUCAUCUUAAUUUUAUAAACUAAAAUGUUCAAUUCUUAUGAAUUUUAAUAAAGAGUUACCAAUUAUAGAUACAUAUUAUUUUUAGAUAUUCCUUUAAAAUUUUAAGCAACUUCCUGAUUCAUUUAUUUAUCAUCUUCAAUGCAUGAAAUGGCCAAAAUUGUUUCAUCAUUUGUCCAUUAUGACUGUUCAAAAAGUGUGCACAGAGAUUCUGGUUUUUUUUCCUGUAUUAAUUUUCCCUGGAUUAAUACAUAAAAAAAAACUUUUGCUCUCUGGAAAUUCACUUUUUAUUGGAAUGCUUUGAAUCUUAGAGGAUUUAUAUAUUUUACUUGAUGGUAUGAAUUUUCACUUAAAAAAUUUUCCUCCUGAGAUCAUUGUAGUUAAAAUUGCUGCUGCUGCCAAGUCGGAAUAAAAAUGAAGAUCAGAAAUCGGGUACAUAAAAAGAGAACUUUUUCAUUUAUUUCAGGUGUGAAUUUUUUUUGUCUUGAAUUCAUUGACUCAUCCAAAAAAAUAACUGGCCCUAACAAUGUUACUUUUUUGUCUAGUAUUUCCAAUAUCUCCUUGAACGGUCGGUCUUAAGUCUUUAAAAUGUAGUCCUAGAAUUUUUCAAACAUAGCUGUAUUUUAUGCGUACAUGAAUUGAACAUUUUGAGUUUCAUCUACUUCCUUGUUGAUUGACGCAUUCAAGUUAAUUUCUCAGAACAGUUAUUUGUAAAACUUGAUGCUUUUGGGCAUUCAAUGAUGAGUGCCUUAAAAAUUUGUUAAUACUUAAUUUAUUCCUGUAAAUUAUUUUUAUUUGUUAAGUUUAAAAAAUACAUGUGAUUUUGAAUGUUGAA
Molecule: messenger RNA, 67169 nt
Organism: Bemisia tabaci
Lineage: Eukaryota; Metazoa; Arthropoda; Insecta; Hemiptera; Aleyrodidae
Source: RefSeq, a predicted model, not a curated record